GAGCACUAGAUGUCAGAGCCAACAAGUCAGACUAUGCCAAAAUGACCUUAUGGCUUCAUUAAAGGAACACUGUAGUGUUAAGAAUACAGCCCUGGUGCCCCUGUAUAAUUACCCCCUCCACUCCCCUGAUCUUAAAAUAAAAACAAAAUUAUUACUUUUAAAACAAAUUACUCCAGUGCCAACUCUCCCUCAGUGCUGCCACAACCUCCUUCUUUAGUGACAUAAUCCUGUAGGCAUUCCUGUUACGGUAUGAGAACCGGGAACUAUGUCCUCUAUUUAGGUGACAUGAGGGCUUUGGGGGGUAGGUGGGGAGGAUAGAAUUGCAAGCACUAUGACAAGUUCAUUAAUAGGAAGUUGUUAAAAUGACUACAGUGUCCCCUAAGCAGUAGCCAUUAGCAUAACAUUUUCACUGCUAAAUCAUAAUACAUUUUAAAAGUCCAAAUGAUUGUUAUAUACUGAUGAUAAUGGUCAGUCAUAUAUAUUCACCUUGAGUUAACAGUCAGGAUUGCAAAGUAAACUGAAUUGUGCAAAACAUGACAUGGCAAAGGUUUUUACCCUAACAUUUGAAAUAAUAUAGUUAUUCCAGAUUAUUAACAAUUCAGCAAAUAGCCCUGUGUUCAUUGAGGAGUUCAUUUGCGUAACCCGACCCAUAAACCUAAAUUGUACGUUGUGUACUAUGAAACAGACUUUCUGACUAUUAUGAUACAAACAGUCAAUAAUGGUCUACCAAAUAUUAUUGAAUUGACUAAUAUUUUUUUCUUUCCUCAACAGCCCAACACUCAAAUAGCCAACGUUCCAGGUAGCUGUGAGGAAUGUUUUUGCUCUUCAUUGAAAGAUCCGGAUUCUGACUUUAAUAUUGCAUAUUGUUCCAAAAUUAUAUGCAGUACAUUAUGUCCACCAGUAAGUUAAAUUAUUUACAGUAUUCAUUGCUGCCAAUCUGAUCUCCUCCCCAUUCCACAUUAAAUGCAGCUUUCUUCUUUUUCAGUUAACAUUAUGUAUUGUGUUUCACCUUUAGUAUAAUUACACCGUUAUCAGACAUUCCUUAAAUAUACAAUAAUGGCAUGUUAUGCAGAUACAAAAUGGUCUCUUAUGCAAAUUCAAAUAUACAAUGGUAUCCUGUGGUUCUUAAUCCCUGGGUCAGAAAUAAAAUGUGGGUCCCCAUUACAUUUUAUGGGAUCCCCAAUGGUUGGAAAAGCCAUAUUAUAUUUAUCUCAUAUAUAUAUCAGGUUCCAUCACUCUCACAUCCCAAAACUCUUCCUCCCAACCUUUUUCCAGUCUAAACCAGACAAAUAGAACCAGCAGAGAAAAUAAUUUGUAAUGCAACUCAGUGAUGUGAUUUCUAAAAAUCACAACAUUGAUGUGCAUUGCAAAUUCUUAUCUGCGCUUGUUCAAUUGUUCUGUUCUGUGUUACAAUUGCUAUGCCACUAUUGGAGCCACAGUGGACUAUGAAUUAAGCUGCACAGAAGUUUAAUAUUGUGUUUAAAGUUUUGUUUUUUUGUUUUCGCAUUUUUGGUACCAAUUUUUGAUGCUACCAAUUUUUAAAAUUCUUUUCAUUAAGUUUAACCCUUUUUGUUCUUUAUUUUUUUUUUUUUUUUAUAAAUUCUUUAUUUUGGUAGUGCAUACAUAAACAAUACGCUUGAAUAGCCACGACAGCUAUAGCAAGCUGCAAUCAAUAGAAUAGUAUAACAAUAGCAUGGCAUGUGAGUAUCGGCACAAUUUUUUAAAAGGGUUAUAUAAAAGAUUCAACAUAAUGCAGCCACUGAAAAUAGGAUAGAAAAAGAGCAAUUUCAAUCCUGGUCGUAUGGUUAGUGUCGGCGUAUAUGCUUAUGGACUGGAGUAUGCCUACAGUGGAAGGCAAGGUGCAUGCUUAUGUGCCUCUUGAGUCAAAAGUGAAAUGGGACCCUGUGUUCUGAGGGAGUAUGUUAAUACGCCCGUGUUGUGGAUCAGUUAGAAAUUCCAGCUAUAGGCCGUGUGUAAGGUCGUAAGGCCUUGUGGACAGAGAGGGCUGUGCACGGCCUAGAUUGUCGUGUGAGUGAGAGGAUAAAAGAGGGUACUGACGUGCAACCUGGUAGUGUAUUUGUGCAGCUCCUAAUUAGUGAUCUCGUGGUAGAGUAAAUGCGUUGGAGCUGGGGGGGUUUUGGUAUUAAAGGGAGCCAAUUAGUCCGGGUUCUGCCCGGUUCGGCGGCAAAUAAAAGCCGUAUAGCAAUCCUGCUAUGUGUGUGUAGGGGUUUCUGGGUUACCCCUCAAUAGGGUGUUCUUUAUUUUUUAAAUAACUUUUAUUAGUACGUUUUUUCAAAACAUAACAAUAUAGAUUUGUACAACCUACAUAUCAAUAUUUUUUUCAAAUAAGUGUUUACAGAAAAAAAAGUUUUGUGUUCAAUUUUCUUCCAGAUUUUAAUAAGGUAUCAAGAUUUACACCAGCAAUUUGCAGAUGGUACUCUGUCAAAUUCAUUAGCUAGAUUGGUUGAAUAUUUUUAGGCUAAUUGGAGAACUCAUGUUGUCUGUUUAAGACUAAUGUGAAUCCUGUUCUGAGAUAUAGCAUAGCAGUUUAGACUGUUUUCAUAUACACAAAUACCCUGGUGGCAUUCACUUGCUCUCCUUCUCAUGUUGUUGUGUGUGUAUAUAUUUAUAUAUUUAGGGAGACAGAAAGGAAAAGUUACAUUUCAUGAACAGAAGUGUGCUAUAAUCCAAAUGCCUGCAGUAGCGCCAUUAUAGCAUGAGUAUAAAUAAAUUGUAGAGAUUACAAAUAAAUUGUAGAGAUUACACCAAGGAUAGUCAGUCCACUGAAGCAUUAUAUAAGAUAACAUAGGCGAUCAUUACAGAACAUAAUCCACUUCAAAAUUAGCAAUUAUCAAAAUAUCUUUAUUCAGAAGCUUCAUAAACCAUCGACAUAUCAUGAAAGGUAUACACCACAGAAACUGUGUUUUCUAGACAAUGUAUUUCCAACUUCAAUGUCUAAGACAUUAACUCACAUGCAAUUAUUGUUCCUAUAUAUUAAUAUAUUACCUUUUAUACAGUUGUGUUUAAAAGUUUGCAUACCCUUGUAGAAUAUGUAAUAUAUGUGCCAUUUUUAAAGAAAACAUGACUGAGCAGGCAAAACACAUUUCUUUUUUUUUCUUAUGGGAAUCAUAUUCAACUGUAGGUUAUAACAGAAUGGCACAAUCAUAAAACAAAACAUGGCAACAAAGAAAAAAAAUUAAAUCACCCCUGUUCAAAAUUAUACAUACCCCAAGUUCUUAAUAGUGUAUUGCCCCCUUUAGUAUCAAUGACAGUGUGCAGUCUUUUGUAAUAGUUGUCUAUGAGGCCCCUAAUUCUUGCAGGUGGUAUAGCUGUCCAUUUGUCUUGGCAAAAUGCCUCCAGGUCAUGCAAAGUCUCUGGUCGUCUUGCAUGAACUGCACGGUUGAGAUCUCCCCAGAAUGGCUUGAUGAUCUUAAGGUCAGGAGACUGUGAUGGCAACACCAGAACUGUCACCUUUUUCUGCUGUAACCACUGAAGGGUCAGUUUGGCCUUGUACUUAGGGUCAUUGUCAUGCUGGAAAGUCCCAUGUGCAGCCUUUGUGCAGAAGAAUGCAAUUUGUCUACUAGUAUUUUCUGAAAACAUGCUGCAUUUUCCACACAGCCCCAAAACCAGGGGUCAAGUCCUGGGGAAAAAAGUGUGGGAACUCACCCAAGAUUCCCGCCUCACCCCCCCUUAAAAAAAAAUUAAAAAAAAUUACACUCCUAUGCAUAUAGUGCAGUGCGUGUAUAAUGAAUGUAGUGUGUUUGUAGUGAAUGCAGUGUGAAUAAUAAUUGUAGUGUAUUUGUAGUGAGUGCAGAGUGUGUAUAAUGAAUGCAGUGUGUUUUUAGUGAGUGCAGAGUGUGUAUAAUGAAUGUAGUGUAUUUGUAGUGAGUGCAGUGUGUAUAAUAAAUGUAGUGUAUUUGUAGUGAGUGCAGUGUGUAUAAUAAAUGUAGUGUGUUUGUAGUGAGUGCAGUGUGUAUAGUGAAUGCAGUGUGUAUAGUGAAUGUAGUGUUUUUGUAGUGAGUGCAGAGUGUGUAUAAUGAAUGAGAGUGUGUAUAAUGUGUAGUGUGUUUGUAGUAAGUGCAAAUUGUGUAUAAUGAAUUUAGUGUGUUUGUAGUGAGUGCAGUGUGUGUACAAUGAAUGCAGUGUGUGUAGUGUGUUUGUAGUGAAUGCAGAGUGUGUAUAGUGAAUGUAGUGUGUAGUGAGUGCAGAAUGUGUAUAAUGAAUGCAGAGUGUGUAUAGUGAAUGCAGAGGGUGUAUAGUGAAUGUAGUGUGUUUGUAGUGAGUGAAGAGUGUGUAUAAUGAAUGCAGUGUGUGCGUGUGCUGGAUGAUGUGUGUGUGUGUGUGCUGGAUGACGUGUGUGUGCUGGAUGAUGUGUUUGUGUGCUGGAGGAUGUGUGUGGGUGAGUGCUGGAUGAUGUGUGUGUGUGUGGGUGCUGGAUGAUGUGUGUGUGUGUGUGCUGGAUGAUGUGUGUGUGUGUGCUGGAUGAUGGGUGUGUGUGUCGUGCUGGAUGUGGGUGUGUGUGUGUGCUGGAUGAUGGGUGUGUGUGUGCUGGAUGAUGUGUUGGGUGCUGGAUGUGUGCUGGAUGGUCGUGUGCUGGGUGUGUGCUGGAUGAUGGUUGUGUGCUGGAUGAUUGGGUGUCGUGCUGGAUGAUGGUGUGGAUGGUGUGUGCUGGAUGAUUGUGUUGUUCGGAUGGUGUGUGUGUGCUGGAUGAUGUGUGUGUGUGUGUGUGCUGGAUGGUGUGUGCGUGCUGGAUGAUGGGUGUGUGUGCGUGCUGGAUAAUGGGUGUGUGUGUGCGUGCUGGAUAAUGGGUGUGUGUGUGUGUGCUGGAUGAUGGGUGUGUGUGAGUGCUGGAUGAUGGGUGAGUGCUGGAUGAUGUGUGUGUGAGUGCUGGAUGAUGUGUGUGUGUGUGCUGGAUGGUGGGUGUGUGUGUGCUGGAUGAUGGGUGUGUGUGUGCUGGAUGAUGGGUGUGUGUGUGCUGGAUGAUGGGUGUGUGUGUGCUGGAUGAUGGGUGUGUGUGUGCUGGAUGAUGGGUGUGUGAGUGCUGGAUGAUGGGUGUGUGUGUGCUGGAUGAUGGGUGUGUGAGUGCUGGAUGAUGGGUGUGUGUGUGCUGGAUGAUGGGUGUGUGUGUGCUGGAUGGUGGGUGUGUGAGUGCUGGAUGGUGGGUGUGUGAGUGCUGGAUGAUGGGUGUGUGUGUGCUGGAUGAUGGGUGUGUGUGUGCUGGAUUAUGUGUGUGUGCUGGAUGAUGGGUGUGUGUGUGCUGGAUGAUGGGUGUGUGUGUGAGUGCUGGAUGAUGGGUGUGUGUGUGUGUGCAUGCUGGAUGAUGGGUGUGUGUGUCAAGUGCUGGAUGAUGGAGGUGUGUGUGUGUGCUGGAUGAUGUGUGUGUGUGUGCUAGAUGAUGUGUGGCUGGAUGAUGUUGUGUGUGCUGGAUGUGUGUGUGUGUGUGUGCUGGAUAAUGUGUGUGUGUGUGUGUGUGCUGGAUUGAGUGUGGAGUGCUGGAUGAUGGGUGUGUGUGUGCUGGAUGAUGUGUGUGCUAGAUGAUGUGUGUGUGUGUGCUGGAUGAUGUGUGUGCUAGAUGAUGUGUGUGUGUGCUGGAUGGUGCUGGAUGAUGGGUGUGUGCUGGAUGAUGGGUGUGUGAGUGCUGGAUGAUGGGUGUGUGAGUGCUGGAUGAUGUGUGUGUGUGCUGGAUGAUGGGUGUGUCCUGGAUGAUGGGUGUGUGAGUGCUGGAUGAUGUGUGUGUGGGGGGGGGAAAGCAUUUUUUUUUUACUUUAUGUAUAAUAUUUAUUUUAUUCCCCCCUCCCUGCUUCUUACCUUGUCAGGGAGGGGGGAGAUCGCCUGGUGGUCCGGUGGUAUGCUGGAGGGAGCCAGCCGCUGCACAGAGGGGCCAUGACACGCUGUGUUCCCUCUCCAGCUCUAACUCUCGCGAGACUCGCCUGUGCGGAGCGUUGCCAUGGUAACAGCCGCGGGUCUCGCGAGAGUUAUAGCUGGAGAAGGAACACAGCGUGUGCUGGCCCCUCUGUGCAGGUAGCAGGGCCGGUCCUGCAGGACAGGUAACGGGAACGGCGUUCCUGCUUUGGAAAAAGUGCAGGAACGCCGUUCCCAUGCGUUCCUGCAGGACUCGAGCCCUGCCCAAAACAUCAGUGAGCCACCAGCAUGCUUCACAGUGGGGAUGCUAUUCUUUUCACUAAGGGCCUUGUUGACCCCUUUCCAAACAUGGUUGUGACCAUAAUGCUCUAUUUUGGUCUUGUCAAUACAAACUACAGUGUGCCAGAAGUUGUGAGGCGAGUCAAGGUGUCGUCGAGUAUAUUGUAACCAGACCUUUUUUGUGGCAUUAAGUAAAGUAAAGACUUCUAUCUGGCAACUCAACCAUGCAGCUCAUUUUUGUUCAAGUAUUGUAGUAUUGUGCUCCUUGAAACAACCCCCACCAUCUUUUUUCUAGAACAGUUUGCAUUUCUCCUGAGGUUACCUGUGGGUUUUUCUUUGUAUCUCGAACAAUUCUUCUGGCAGUUGUGGCUGAAAUCUUUCUUUGUCUACCUUGACUUUAGCUUGAUAUCAAAACAUCCCCGAAUUUUCCACUGCUUAACCCCUUAAGGACACAUGACAUGCAUGUCAUGAUUCCUUUUUAUUCCAGAAGCUUGGUCCUCAAGGGGUUAAUAAGUGAUUGAACAGUACUGACUGUCAUUUUCAAGGCUUUGGAUAUCUUUUUAUUUCCUUUUCCAUCUUUAUAAAGUUUCAUUACCUUGUUUCGCAGUUCUGUUGGCGGUUCUUUUCUGCUCUCCGUGGCUAAGUAUCUAGCCUGCUCAGUGCAGCCAUGUGAGAGCUAACAAACUGAAACUAAUUGCAAUUUAAAAAGCCACUGGUAUGGGAAAUUAACCUUCAGAUGUCAUUUUAACAUGUGUGUCUCACCUCUGCAACAAGGCCAAACAUUCAAGGGUAUGUGAAGUUUUGAUCAGGGCCAUUUGGGUAAUUGCUGUUAUCAUUAUGAUUUACAAAGAAACCAAACAACUAUGUCAUAAUAAAUGGCUUCACAUGAUCACUAUCCUUCAAUAAAAUAUAUAUUUUUUGUGUGUGAUCAGUCAUAUUUUCAAAAUCAAUACCAAAAUGUCACAAUUUCUGCCAGGGAAUGCAAACUUUUGAGCACAGCUGUAUAUCUAAUUUUGUUAAUUAUUAAUUUCUAUUUAGCAAUCAUUGUAAUUGCUGUUUAUUUGAGCAAACCAAUACAACCAACAUUCUUUCUGUAUUCUAUAUGCACUUCAUAUAAAUAAAUAUGAACUAAAUAAAGAAUUAACAAAUAAAAAUAUCAACUACUAACUAAAACAUGGAUCAUGAGCGAUUCCAUUUAUAAAUCAAAUAUCCCAGCUUGAAAAUUGUAGAUUUGUAUUGAUCUGAAUAUGUCAAUGAAAUUAUUUCAUUUAUAGGGAUAAUAUCACAGCCCAGGAUUUUAACAUUUUGCUAAUUGAUACAUAUAUUUAAUAUAUUUAACAGAUGGGUGUUUAUAAAGUAUGAAAUUACACUUGCAACUGUGGGCUUCCAUCUUAGCUCCCCAUCAUUCUUUGUUAUAAGAUCUAUUGUUCGGGAAAUUGUACCAUAUAUAUGUAUGUAUUUCUCUUCCAACUCCAGGGCCAAGAGUAUGAAGUUUCUCCUGGUCAGUGCUGUGGAAAAUGUGUCCAGACAUCAUGUGCAAUUGCAAUGCCUACAACAGCUGAUGAAUCACUGUUGACUACACCAAGUGAAAGCUUUCACUUAAUAAUGGUACCAUACUUCAUAAUUUGCACUCUUAAUAUUGUAUUCUAAUGUUGAAACACAUUGUCCACAUGGCCAUGUGACAUAUACACAUUGCUAAAUGCAAAUGCCACUAACUCUUAUGUUUAUCUUUAGGGACUGCCUCUUAUGUACAGUCCUACUCCUAAAAUAAACGGACCAUCAGCAAAGUAGUUUUAAAUAUAACUUCAACUACAGAUCUUUUUCAAGCUUAUAUUUUUCAUAAGUACCUGUCUAGAGCUACCUACAAUUAUUAUUAUUUUUUUUUUUUUUUUAAAUGUUUUACCAGGAAAGAUACAUUGAGAUUUCUCUCGUUUUCAAGUAUGUCCUGGGUCCACAAAACAUUGCAUUGAUACAAUAUGGUACAAUAAAAAAAUAAAAAAAUAUUAAUACAUAAUAUAUACAAAAUUAAACAUAGAACUGGUAGGAAAUAUAUAAUUAACCAUGACAGGUGCAUUCUGUUUUGAGAUAUGAAGAGAUCUAUCUCUUAAAGGAUUUUAGACCUGGGGAAGAUAUGAAAGUGUGCGAGAGGUAGUUCCAUAAUUGCGGUGCUCUGUAGGAAAAGGAGGAUCAAGCUGCUUUCUUUUUGUAUUGAGGUGGUAGACUAAAUAAAGUGCUGGGACUGGAUCAGAGGUUAUAGUAGGUGGGGACAGCCGGGGAGAGCAUUCUGCUCAGGUAGGGUGGGAGCUUCCCAGAAAUGCUCUUAAACAGAAGGCUGGAAAGAUGAAGGGUGCGUCUGGAUUCCAGCGACAGCCAGUUUAGUUCUUUUAGCAUUUCAGAAUGGUGAGUCAUGUUAUUACAUUGUAACACAAAGCAGCAGAACGAGUUAUACAAUGUAUUAAGUUUAUUAAGGUGGGUUUGCAGUGCAGGUGCGUAUACUACAGCCCCAUAAUCAAUGAUUUGUAUCAGCAUUUGCUGUACAAUAAUUUCCUUUACUGCAAGGCUCAGUCAGGAUUUGUUUCUCUACAGGGCACCUAGUUUGGGAUAAAGUUUAGAUGCAAGUUUUUCUAUGUGGAGGCCAAAAGAUAGAUUGAGGUAUAACAACAUACCUAAGUAUUUGAAAGAGUAGACUGUGGUCAGUGUGCUAUUUAAUUUUGUUUUGAUGGUUAAGUGGGAAUUGUGUAAUUUGUGUAAUUUAGGUACAGUUCCAAAGAUCAUUGUGACAGUUUUGUAAAUGUUUAGGAAGAGUUUGCUUUUUGUGAUCGACUUUUCUACCUCUGUGAACUGGUCUUGGACAACAGCCUCAAGAUGUGGUAGAUUGGAUUUACUUGCAUAGAUUACGGUGUCGUCUGCGUACAUGUGUACAUUUGAGGAUUUGCAGACAUUAGGCAGAUCAUUUAUAAAUAAUGUGAAUAGUAGGGGGCCAAUAAUGGAACCUUGGGGAAAUGUUCAGGCCAAAUAUGUUCUUUGGGAAACUCUUUUCUACUUAUAUGAAUUUAAAGUAUUUCCUAAUAAAACCAUUAUCAUCAAUGGAAUAGAUUUGACCAAGGUACACAACAUUGUCACCAGGUAACUUUCUGGCACCAUUAUAUUGUAAAGUAUAACCUGAUACAUUAUUAUUAUGAAUACAUUUUACAUUAGCAAUGUAGUGAAAGAUAUACAAUAGAUACGUCAUUUAGAUAUGUAUCUAUUUAUUUGGGGUAAAUGCAAUGAUUUUGAUUUCACUUUCAGAAUAUUUCAGUGUCAGGCAAAAAAAAUCCACUGCAAUUUAUAGAUUCCCAUUCAAAGUAUAGAAUUUACACAAUUAUUAAACACUGGAAAUGUAUUGCACGAAGUUUGACCUAAUAAUAUGAGAUACAUUUCUAAAGUAAAUUCACCUGCAUUUUGCAGACAGAAAUACAAAAUGUUUGCCAUCUGGCAUCACAUACAGCCAAGGGGGGACGUAGAUGUAAAAACAAUAAAUUACAGGAACAAUUCAAGAACCUAAAGUCUAGGUCAAUGUGUCCCACUAUUGAGUGUUAUUAAAAUCAUUUGUGCCUAUAUAUUAAUUUUUUGUUAUGCUUACUUUAGUGUAUAAAAGAAACACUUUAAGCACCAUAACUGCUACACGGAGUUGUAGUGCUUAAGGUGUUUGAAUUCCCAUGGCACUCCCCCACUGUAAGCAGUGACCCAUUUUUUAAUGUUUGCCUUCUUUCCUGGUGUCUUCUUUGGAGCUCUCUGCUCUGAGCUAAGCCGGUGGUGUAGGGCUUAGCUCAUUAGCUGAUGCUCUCAGGGGUUUGUAAGAGAGCUAACAUAAACUCCUGUCUAGGUGUUUCACACUCUCUGGCAGAAGUAGUGCAGGUGAAAAUAGCACCUGUCUCAAUGCAGGUUAGAAGUUGAAGUGGUAUAUGCAGCAGUUGAGAUGUUUAGAAAUAUAUGUUUAUACAAUUCUCUGAGUUAAUUAACAAAUUUGUUACCAUAUUGUGAUGAUUACUUGGGAAUCUUUUGAUUAUGGUAGUUCCCCUGUAUGUUGAAUACAAUCAAACCUUCAACAAAUACAUAAAGUGUAAAUACUUUUUAAAUGUUAUACUACCUAUUAGUUGGAAAUGAGAAAUCGGUGCUGAAGGGUAGAUAAACUGAGUAUUUUAUUGAAUAGGGAGAUGAAUUACUAAUUAAGUUUCUUAUUAUAAACAUGUAUGAAUUUGUUCUAUCAUUUACCUUUUUUCAGCUAUGAUUUAAUUGUCUUUUUGCAUUUGAUUAGGUUGGAGAAACCUGGUACCCAACUGGUGAUGCCUGUACAUCAUACAAGUGUGAGGUGGCAGAUGGUCAGUUUUCCACUGUUGUAACUAAAGAGACCUGUGUAUAUGUUAGAGAAGAGGACUGUGAACCCGUAAGUAAUGUGGAGUAUGUUGUAAUAAUAUGGACAGAAAAAACUAUGAAGGGUUUUCGUUUUUUAUGAAGGCAUUGCUCAAAUAAUGGCUUUCAGAAUUAGAAAAUAAAUAUAUAAAAUGUGAAGAAUCUUGAAUGUGCUAUUAAGUUUGGGUUGAACUCUUUUCUAGAAGGUACCAUGUCAAUAUAUGCCGAAUUAAAGUAAAAUAUCAGUUUUGCUUUAUGUUGAAAAGGGUGUCAUUUAUUAAUUCCAUUCAGAAACUCUAUAUAAAGAUCUAUUAAUUAAUUAAUACACAAGGGGAUGGGUUUUCCAUGGUUUUAAAGUGCUCCACAUUGGCUUGAAACAACUGACUUUAUCAAAUUCAUCAUAUUACCCAGUCUAUUGUGUAGUAAAAUAUCAGUUCCAUCUAGAACUUCAGGGUGUUCUAUCAAGCUAAAUCCAAUAAAAUAAAUUAAUUAUGGCUGUGGUCUCAGGGUGGUAAGCAUGAGAGGGGCAGCAUGGUUGGUGGGGAGAGCCCAUUCUGUUGAGAGGGCCGCCUGUUGUAGUAGUGCAUGCAUUAGCCAGCCUGUGAAAGAAGGAGACUACAGACUUCUUAUUCACCUUCCUGGCAGGCUGCUGAGCCGCUGUAUGAAUCAGAGGAGAGUUGGCAGCAUGAGGGAUUGGGGCACAAAAAGAAGGAAAUGCAAGCAAAAGUAAAAGCCCUGGGGGUGGAGCCUAGCAUCUGAAGCGAACGGUCACAUGGCCGUGGAGCUCCGGACCGACAAGCAAAAUAAACAUUAUUACCAGCACUUAAACCCACGCCAAACUUCUCCCGGAACGACCCCAAGACUCCACAGGCACGAUGGGCAGAAAAAAUAAAAAAGCGAGACCCGACAAGUCCCGCCAGGGCAUGGAUAUCGGGGAAUUAUCGAGGCAGGCGCACGAUGCUGCAGGAGCCAAGAUGGCGUCCCUGCACGGCGGCUUCUCGGAUUUCACUGACGGAUCGUCGGACGAAGACAGGGAGACCCCAUGGGGUCCAUGCUGACCCAGUCACCAACACGGGCGCAGCCAUUCACAAAGCCUCAUACCCCUGUGACCAUGGAGGCGAUCGGAGCACUUAUGGCCGACCAUCAUAAGAAAAUUGCGGAUGAUGUGGCCCUGCUCAGAGAUGAUAUUAAAGGCAUCACCAACAGGCUGGGAGCAGUGGAAGCCUCCUCCACCGGCCACACCAACCAGAUUGCAGUCCUCCAAGACGCGAUUCGAGACCUGCAACAAAAGCUCGGCAACAUGAACAACAACUUGCCGCUCAUGAAGAUAAAAAUCGUCUGAAUAAUAUAAAGCUAAGGGGCGUGGCUGACACCGUCCCAGAGACCGAACUCCCACAUUUCAUCAGGAGAUUACUUACAGAGCUACUAACCCCAAAAGCAGUGAAAGCAACUGUGAUGAGACCAAUCUCGCCACAUUGCAUUGGAGAAGCCUGGUUGCUCACCUGCUGCCUUUGGACUAUGGCCCCAUGUUAAAAGACAUCUUUUUCCCUGCAGAAAAGACUUAUUCAUGCUUUUCUGCCAAGUGUUCGGUAGAUUAAAUCUACCGAACAACCCACGAAUGACUAGACCACCUGGGAGCUGGAGUGUGCCGGCAAUUAGCCUCCCAGAAGCUGCGGUUAACCGCAGCUUAAUUGAUGAAUACUGGGUGGCCGCCAUUUGUAUCACGAACACGAGGUCGCGGCCAUUUUAAACACGUGAACGCACAGCGCUGUUCGACACCUAACUCAUGGAACUAAAAACGGACACAGUUUGGCGCAAACACAACUGAAGCUGCCAACCUCCCUUCUUGUUCGGCAGGAGUGCACGAACGGCCCGGUGUUCGUAGUUUUACUUGACUAUGUUAUACCCCAGAUAGGAAUCCCAUGGAGCCCAUUCGCAUGAGAACUGACUGUGUAAAGACUUUGGCUCCCUGGCGAUUACACUGUAUUCGUGUGGUCUGAGCGCCAUUCGCUUAAUAAUGUGCGCUCAGACCUGAGCUAUCUGGGGACAUGUCAAAUGUAUAGUUUUAUUGUAACUUGUGUCAUACUGUGUAUUUUAAUAGUAAUUCUUAUUUUAGUAUCCCCACGUGCAUAAUGGCGAUUUGCCUUUGUCCUGGGAUAUAAUUGAAUUACUUCUCAAUUAUCUCCAGGGCAGAGGGGAGGAAGCCAGGAUGCAUUGUGGGAAUAUAAUGUGACUGUGUGUCCUGUUUGGCUGAUUGUCUGUCUUUUGUCAUAGUCUCCCAUUUGGUCCCCUAGGGGAGUGUCCACCACUAUCACUACUAUCACUACUUUAGAAGCUACCUACUGCAUGACCAAGCACUUUAUGUUAACUAACUUGUUUUUUUUAAACUGUUUUUCCUCACUAAACCAAAAAAUGUGCUACUACCUGCUAUGCCAUAAUGAAAAUCAGUCGUAACUGUUACUACUAAGCUUGUAGAUACUAUUGUGGCUAGACAAGUAUGCACUGUUAACCAAAGCACGAUAAAAUAAAGAAUAAAAAAAAAAAGUAAAAGCCCUACCCUCCCCUACACUACCCUGCCCUUUUUUAUUCUAUAUUCUAGCUAAGGGCCAGUGCCAGCCGCAUUGCCCAGCCCGGAGCACAGUCACUUGUGCCCACCAAGACCAGUUUGUAUGUGUGUCUGCAUGGGUCAGUAUGUGUGUCUGUAUUGGUCAGUGUGUGUGUGUGUCUGCAUGGGUCAGUGUGUUUGUGUGCAUUGGUCAGUGAGUGUGCAUGAGUCUUCACAAACCCCAAAGUUUUCAUUAAAAACAUUUAAAAAAAAACUAUAAAUUAAAUUUUGGGAGCAUGUGCUCCCAUAUUAGUAAACUAAUAUGUAUAUUAGUAAUGUGUAUUAUAAUAAUUUUGAUAUAUAUUUAUAAAUAUAUAGAGGAAACUGGCCUUGUGGCAGCAAGGAGUCCUUAUCUCAGCUCAAAUAUGCUCAAAUAGGCCAUCUCUAACUAAAUCAAUGCCAACACUGAGUAUAUAAAGGUUUCUAUUUUCAUAUAUUUUGCAGUAGGAAAUGUAGUUCAUAAAGCCUCACUUACCCUCAUGUAUUCUCUAGUUAUGAUUAUCCUGUAGAGGAUACAUUUUUCUGCCAGAUGCCACUCUUCAAUGAUAUAAUAAAUGUAAAUUUUGCUGAAAGUGACAGCAAACAGUACAGGACGUUUUACUGGAUAAUAUCAUUCCUACAGUCAUAGAGGAUUGAAUGAACUCAUUUCACAGUCAGCAUGACAUUAGCAGUCAAAAGAUUGCUAAAGCAGUUGUUACGGUACCUUCAGCAUAAAAUGUACAAACCGCCGUUUAGUGAAUGCUCCCCGUUCGCAAUAAUGUUGGCUAUAAGCGUAUCCAAUACAACCAUGCUGUAGCGGAGUAGCAAGGGUUAAUCCAAAUGCUCUCUGCUGGGAACAAAGAUUCAGCAUACAAAAUCACAGGAACACAGCAUAAUCCACCUCCCCAAGGACUAGACGACACAUAGUCUGGGAGUCAACUCACAGCUUUAUUCACAGGUCUGCUUUUAUGCAUUUCUCCCAUGCAAGGGAGGUAACUUACAGUACCCAAUCAUAUCGUGGUCAUCUCCCAUCCCUCUCCUCACCUUAGAUUAACAGUUAAACAGAUUAAUAGGUACAGAGUUUUCCCCCCUUUAUGGAUGUCCCCUAAAUACAGGGGGUACAAGGUUAAAUAAGGGGUCCCCUGGUAGGUCUGAUCUGGGUGAGCAACAUACUCAAAAUUCACCCAGAUCGGACCAGGGGUUCGGGAGUUACAGUUAUUGAAAGAUUUGACCGACCGCAUGGGCUCAGUAGCCGAAAACAGUUCCAUGAAUUCUGGCCCUGCGGUCGGUCUUUUCUAGUGAAUACAAAGUCCUGAACGGCUUAGGCAUCCAGGCAUCUGUUACCGUUCGUAUGAAUCCCCUCGUUCGUGGGAUUCCACCUACCGAACGCCGGGGCGUUCGUGUGUUUGGUUCGUACUUUUUGAGCAUGUAGGAGGUCUUAGCGGUACUUGGUUAGUCGAAUGCCCGGUUUGAGUUCCAGGCGUUCGACGACCAAGUACCGCUGUUCGUGCGUAAGAUGGCUGCCGCCACGUGUUUGGUAGGCGAAAUGGCGGCCACACACACUGGCACUUAAUUCCCUUCGCAACAUUGUAUCUUUUAGUUAAUGGGAGACCCACGACCACCCCGGGGUGGUCUCUCGUUCGGUAGUUUCGGGCAUUCGCAUACAGAACAGCAUGAAUAACAUUAUAGUCCGUUCGUGAAUUAGUCUCUGCUUUAGCACCCAUUCGCUUGUAAUAAUUCCACUGUUCAGUCGCACAGAAUAGUUAGUAUUUCAGUGGCAGGGUUUGCCACAAUGCUCCCCCAGAACCAAGCCGGCAUACACAGUCUGAUCCCAACGGAUCGGCUUGGGGAUGUCCGGGAGAGUGCUCACAGAUCAUUUCUCUAGCUCUGUCUGUCGGGACAACCCGUCAGCGUUACCAUUUUGCUUCCCCGGGCGAUACUGGAUGGUGAAAUCAAAGGGUUGUAGUGCCAAGCUCCAUCUUAACAGUCUAGCAUUGUCCCCUGACACCCGGUUUAGCCACACCAACGGGUUGUGAUCUGUGAGCAAGGCAAAUUGUUGUCCAUAUAAAUAGGGCUACAGUUUCUUGAGGGCCCACACCACCGCCAGGCAUUCCUUCUCAAUGGCGGCAUAGCUUACUUCCCUGGGUAGUAGUUUCCGGCUCAAGUAAGCGACUGGGUGUUCGCCGCCAUCGGCCCCAACCUGGCUCAGCACUGCUCCCAAUCCAAACAUAGAAGCGUCUGUAUGAACGAGAAAGUGUUUAGUUGGAUCGGGAGCGGCAAGUACAGGUGCAUGAAUUAGGGCAGUUUUCAGUUCUUGGAAUGCCUGCUCACACUCUGGGCUCCAGGUAACUAUUUUGGGCAGGUUCUUCUUGGUGAGGUCGGUAAGGGGCUUAGCUAGGGCACUAUAAUUGGGCACAAAUUUACGGUAAUAACCGGCAGUCCCUAAAAAGGCUAGGACCUGGGUUUUCGUGCGAGGGGUCGGCCAUUUAGCUAGGGCCUCUAUCUUGGCAGGUUCUGGUUUUUGCUGCCCACUUCCUACCCUGUGGCCCAAGUAUUGCACUUCAGCCAUCCCUACAUGGCAUUUGCUGGGUUUUAACAUUAGACCUGCCUCCCUGAUGCGAUCGAGGAUGGCUCCUAUAUGAGUUAAAUGCUCGUCCCAGGAGUUGCUAAAUAUCGCUAUAUCAUCUAAGUAGGCGCAGGCAUACUCCUGGGAUCCGUCCAGUAACCAAUCUACCAUCCUCUGAAAGGUAGCCGGCGCAUUCUUCAUCCCGAAUGGCAUUACCUUAAAUUGGAAUAGCCCACAUGGGGUGACGAAUGCGGACUUUGGGAUGGCAUCCUCAGCUAGUGGUAUCUGCCAGUACCCCUUGCACAAAUAUAUUGUGGUGAGGUAGCGCCCCCUGGCAACGCGGUCUAAUAGUUCGUCUACCCGGGGCAUCGGGUAGGCAUCAGUGGUGGUCCGCUCGUUGAGUCGCCUGUAGUCCACACAGAACCGGGUGGUCCCAUCCUUCUUAGGCACCAGGACUACAGGGGAGGCCCAAGGGCUGUCUGAGUGCUCGAUGAUACCAAGCCUGGUCAUCUCCUGUAUCUCCUUCCGCAUUCCUUCUCGGACUGCUUCAGGGAUACGGUAUGGGGGUUGUCGUAGGGGAUUCUGUCCGGGUGUCUCGACCUUGUGCACAGCUAAGGUAGUGUACCCGGGUUCUUGGGAAAACGUUGCCUGCUUCUCCCACAGAAGCUGUCUUGCCUGUACCUUCUCUGCGGGGCUUCACCGGUCCUCUAGCUGCACAAGACUAGUAAGGUCAGUCUGGGGAUCCUUUUCUAACAAGUCGGGUAAGGGUAAAUUCUCGGGGUCGUCGGCAGCCGGGGCACAUACUGCCGCAAUAUCCUCUGGUCUCUCCUGAUACUCCUUCAGCAUGUUCACAUGAAAGGAUCGCUGAAUCCUUUCAUCUGCACAGCUGGCUAUAAGAUAGGUAGUGUCACAUACCUGAGCUAACACUUUAUACGGGCCCUGCCAAGAUGCUUGCAUCUUGUUCGUCUUCACAGGCUUGAGCACUAGAACCUUCUGCCCAACCUGGAAGACCCGCUGUCGGGCACCCCGAUCGUACCACCUCUUCUGUCUCCCCUGGGCUGCCUGGAGAUUCUCCCUUACCAUCAGGGACAGUUUUUCCAUAUGGUACUAUGGGGGUCCCCUCUUGCUCUGUCUCCCAGUGCCCUCUAAUGAGAUCCAGGGGUCCGCGGACCCUUCUCCAAUAGAGUAACUCAAAGGGGGAGAACCCAGUAGAUUCCUGGGGCACCUCUCUGUAUGCAAAUAGCAGAUGAGGCAGGAAUCGCUCCCAGUCUCUGCAAGUGUCAGUAAAGGUCCUCAACAUCUGUUUGAGGGUACCAUUAAAUCGCUUGCAGAGACCGUUAGUCUGUGGAUGAUAAGGUGAGCUAAGCAGCGGUUUAAUGCCGCACACCUUCCACAGCUGCUGGGUAAGCACAGCGGUGAACUGAGUUCCCUGGUCGGAGAGGAUCUCCUGAGGGAACCCGACCCUAGUGAAAAUUUUGACCAGGGCAUUAGCAACCGUCUCUGCCUUUAUAUUAGACAGCGCUACUGCCUCUGGAUAACGUGUGGCAUAGUCCACCACGGUGAGAAUAUAUUUCUUACCGGAUGGACUAGCCCUGGCCAGUGGACCCACAAUGUCAACGGCUAUGCGGGAAAAGGGUUCUCCAAUGAUAGGCAUCGACUGAAGCCUAGCCUUUGGGUGACCCCCCCCGUUUACCUACCCGUUGACAUGUGUCACACGUGCUACAAUAAACCCGCACAUCUCGGUUAAAAUUAGGCCAGAAAAAGUUUUGGGUGAUUCUAUGAGCUGUGCGGCGGAAGCCUAGAUGGCCCGCUAAUUGCACAUCAUGCCCAAUCUCUUGCCAGUAUUUUGCAGGCACCACUAGCUGUCGAUUCUGCGGAGGGGUACUCAGUUUCUGGGACGGUUUAGGGAUCCUGUACAGCAUAUCCCCCACCCACUCGUAAUGCUCCCCAUCUACCCCUUCUCCCCCAGAAUCGGCCCUGGCUCUGUACUUCGCUAAAGUCGGGUCUUCCCUAGUUUCCUUCCCGUACAUCUCUGGGGUAUCCCAGCCUAAAGGGGCCUGGUCUAAGGUACAAGUCGGGGUAGAGAGUCUUACCUGGGUCUCAGCAGCAGGUGGGCCAGUCUCGGCGGCACGGGUCUGGGCACGGGUCGUGACAGCGUCCACUUCAACAAGGGGUGCCAAGUCAUUGCCAAGGAGGACAUCUGCUGGUAAGUCCUUCAUGACCCCCACAUUCACGUGUCUAGCACCCACUCCCCAGUCCAAAUGUACCCGGGCAACGGGUAGGCGAAACACGGCACCUCCGGCUACUCGCACUGCUACCGUGUCUCCAGUAUGUUGGGCCUCGGACACCAGGUGCUUCAGAAGCAAUGUCAUGGUUGCACCGGUAUCCCGUAGACCACUGACCUCCUUCCCGUUGACCUUAACACAUUGCCGGUGGUGCUGUCUGUUAUCCCGGUGGGCAGCUUGGACAGGGUCUGCCUCAUGCAGGAUGCCCCAGCAUUCCUAUUCCUCUACACAUUGAGCAGCCGGGAGAGGUGGUCGUGGAUUGCCGCCAGCUGGUUUCCUCCAGGACUGGGUCUGGUUGGCACUGUUCAUCGGGCACUCCGGUCGCUUGUGCCCUAGCUGCUUGCAUAAAAAGCACCUAAUGGGUUGCGAAUAGUCCUGUGAGUUGAACCGGGGUGGCUGUUGAUAAUGAGCAGACGGAGGGGGUGCUGACGGCCGGUUCAUCGGGGGCUGGUAGACGUUAGCUGCUGGUGGUGCUGCUGGCCGGUACUCCACUCUGGCAGGAGCCUUUCCAAUAGCACUGUCCAGUUUACGGGCAUCCGUGUAUUCGUCCGCCAGGCGAGCGGCAUCAUGCAGAGCGGAGGGCUUACGAUUUCAUACCCACUCUCUGACGCCUGGGGAUAAUUUGUCAAAACAAUGCUCCAACAGGAACAUUUGCAGCACCUCUUCCCCGGACACAGCCUGGCACCCCGCCAUCCAGUGGGCAGCUGUGCGGUGUACUUUGCAUGCCCAUUCAACAUAAGAGUCCCCAGCUGAUUUUACCAUGUCUCGGAAUUGCCUCCUGUAAGCUUCCCUGACGGCCCCAUAAUCCCCGAUCUCCUCAUCAGGAAUGGCCCGAAAAGCAUCGCUGGCUCGGCCGGAUAAUUUGCUGGACAAUAUAGUGACCCAGUCUUCCAGCGGUACCUUGUGCAGGGCACAUUGCCGCUCAAAAUCAGCAAGGUACCCAUCAAUCUCUCCUUUUGCCUCCACAAAAGGUUUAAAUGCAGUAAACGGCACUUUCUUUCUUUCCCCCGGGUUUGCUGUGACUGGGGCUGCUGCAGCACCGCUUUGGCGUAGCAGGUUGGCCUCCAAAGCGGCAAUGACCCGGUCAAUGGUCUCUAUAGUCGGGUUGGGACCAUAAUGGGCCAGCCUGAUUCUUAUCGCCCGGUCAAAGCUUGCCUCCUCGGGGGUUCUGUCAGCUGUGCUGGGUCCAUUGGUUCCCUCUGCCUCUGGUACUCCAUCCAUUUCCAACAACAGCGCAAUAAUUUCCCUCUUCCUGAGGUUACUGGCUUGUCUGCCUCUUUGUUCUAAAAAAAUCCUUUAGGGUAGCUCUUUUCAGUCUUUGAUAUUGUACAUCCAUUUAAUCCUGGUUGUAGUGGUCUCUCUGGGCGCUGAGGGUCAUCCCGUCGCUUGCCACCAGUUGUUACGGUACCUUCAGCAUAAAAUGUACAAACCGCCGUUUAGUGAAUGCUCCCGUUCGCAAUAAUGUUGGCUAUAAGCGUAUCCAAUACAACCAUGCCAAAUGCCAGCAAGGGAACCCUCCAAACUCCCGAACGGUAUCCGUACGGUCACUUCCCUCCACGAGCCUCAAGCUCACAAACCGCCAAUAUCAGCCAAACGCCGGUAUCUCCCAAGCGGCUGAUAAUUCCAAAUAGCAGUCUCUAGUCGCCGGUAAUAAAAUCCCCCCCAAUAACGAGACCAAGCUCCGCAUUGAGGGUAAAACACGAACUGAGUUUACUGUGGGCUACCCGCCAUAUUUAUGCAGGUCUCCCACUUGGUGGACACUCCCCUAGGGGACCAAAUGGGAGACUGGAAUAGCAGAUGGACAUAUGGCAUUUCAGGACAUACAGUCACACAAUAUUCCCAGCAUACAUCACAGUUUCCUCCCCUCUGCCUGGGAGAUAAUUGAGAAGUAAUUCAAUUAUCUCCCAGAGCAGAGGCAAAUCGCCAUUUUAAAUACAAAUCAUAAAACACAUAAAAAUAUAUAACUUUAUAACUGCCGAACAUUUCUCAUUCGUGUAACACAUCCCCAGAUAGCCUGGAUCUAGCGCUCAGAUCCCAUACGCAUAGUUCAAUCGCCAUGGAGUCAAAGUCUAUUACAGUUCUUCGGUAUGCGAUUGACUCCAUGGGAAGGCUAUCUGGGGUAAGUCCAUUCGUGCCUUUAAAUCUCCCGAACGGCCUGUGUUCGCACACUUCUGUCGAUUGGAGAAGGGAGGUCAACGGCAUCAGCAGUGAUCGGCUGAAAAAGUGUCCGUUUUCAGUUUCAUGAAUUUAGUACCGAACACCGCUGGUCUUUCGCAUGGUUUAAAAUGGCGGCCGCCUCGUGGUCGACAUAUGAACGACGACCACCCUGUAUUCGGUUUUAAUUGAGAAGUGUCUGUGGUUAACCGCAACGUUCUAAUUGGGAUCAAUAGGUUAACCAGCAGCACACUUCUCUUCUGGGUGGCCGUCCGUUCAACAGUUUUGUUUGGUAAAAAAGUCAGUUCACUUAAAUCCAGGCAUACGAAUGGGGGAGUUCGUGAAAUAAGCAAACAGACGAACCCAGCAAUCUUUGUUCAUACGGAUGGGUCUGUCACAGCAGUUUUAAGAAUUUCUAGGAUGAAAUAGUCCAUUAAGUUCAACCUUGAAGCCUGUUACAUAGCAAUUAUAUCCUUUAAUAUCCCGUUGAUGCAAAAAAGCAUCCAAGCCUUUCUUUUUUAAAUUAUCUAUAGAUUCUGAUAAGGCAACCUCUUUAGGCAGAUGAUUCCACAUCUUUAUUGUUAUUACUGUAAAGAACAAUUACCUUUAAUUUAGAAAUAUAUAGUUUAACUGUAUUUACUGUAUGUGGACAUUAUCCCUAAUUGCAGACAGGAUCCUUGUACAAACCUAUAAGCAAGUUAUUUGACCAAGUUUACUUAUAUAUUGUUGUCACACCAACUGUAUGUGGAAAAAAAUAAAUCAUUUUGGCUUUUAUACUGACAUUUCAAACCCUGUGUGAAAUAUUGCAAUUUAAAGGAUACUGUAUAAUGUCUAAAGCAAGGUUGCCAAAAGGUAUAUCCCCAUAUGUUUUAAAACUACAGCUUCUAUGAUGCUUUGUCAUUCUAAAGGCAUUCUAAAGAUAUGCAAAGCAUCAUGGGAGUUGUAGCUCUACAGUAACUGGAGAUCUACCUUUUUGGCAACCCUGGUAUGAAGCUGUUAAUUUUCCAUUUUUUUUUUUUUUAAGGACGAACAUAUAAGUGAAAACUAAACAUUGUGUAAAUUUACAUAUUUUUAAUAAUUGUUAUCCCAAAUCACUAUGCACAUUUAAAUAAUAGAUGUUUUUCUAAUGCCACCGCAGUAUCCUUUAAGGUGCAAGCUCACCUGCCAACAUCAAAGAAAACAUUGUAGUUAAGUCCUACACCUACAAUUCAUCUUGAUGAUUUCUGCUAAAAAAAACAAAACUAAAAAGUCAGAAAUGUGUCUUAUAAAGUCCUGAAAAGGAAUUAAGCCUAAAUAGGGCACACAUGGGGUGUGGCAGCUAUAAUCUAAUAUGGAUGUGCAAUAUGAAAGCAAAUAUAAACCCAGAAAGCAGUCCUGUGCUUAUAAUUCCACAUACCUCAGGUAGCAGAAUGAAAUGCGGUACAUUUUUCAAUAACCUAACAGUGACUGCUGUAUUUAUGUGGGUAUCAUCACAAUUACAGUGUUGUUCUUUAACUCCCAUUAAUCACUGCACAUAUGCUCUAUAGGUAGAGACAUGUUCACUGCUUAUGAAAACUGGGCAGGUCAAAGUUUGUUUUUUUAUCCCUUGAGAUAAUGUAUUUUGUUCCAUAAAUAUUAUUUACAAAAUAAAAUUCUAUAAAAUUUCCUUAGUGCAAUUUGAAUAUUCCUUUUCAUCACAAUGUAUAUAAUUUUCCUGUAAUUUACCCGCAGGGUGAAGAGUACACAACAUAUCCUGAUCAAUGCUGUGGACAUUGUGUGCAAACAGCCUGUGUAUUUAUUACUGCUAGUGGAGAAAUUAAGCUCCUGAUGGUAUGUUAGAAUCUUUCCUGUAUUUUUGCUGCUACUUCAAUGUGUUCUCAAAUGUAGUUAUUUGAUGUCAGUGAGGUUUUUUUUUUUUUUUUUAUGAAAUACAAACACAACAAAUCAAAUGGAUAUAUAAAGUCCAUUGGAUACAUUAGACAACAGCAUAAUGACAAAGAGAUCAUAGUGUGCUUUCAAAUAGUUACGGAUUUUAAGAUUUUAUGGAGGAGGCAUGUUGCUCAACCGUAAAACUAGGGAGUGAUAAGAUAUAGGAUAGGAAAGAAGAAGAACAGCCCACUGAAAGUGGUCUAUCACAGAUUUAAGGGAAAGGAGACACCCUUGAUAUUUUUGCAAAUACAUGGAUGGCUUUCCUUCCAGCACGGAUUUGAUUCACUGCUUGAAGGAGUGACUGAGCGUUCUUUAUAUAAUAAACCCAACAAUGUCUGUAGCAGAGCCCUAGUCCUAGUAGGGACUCUUUUCCGCUGGUUACUCCAAACUACACUCAGGAACAAGUAAAAUAAUCCAAGGAUCUCCCACCUACUACCCAGUAACUGGACGAAACUCAGCUCUGGGGGUAUAACUGAAUUUUAUUGUCACAUACAUGGUUUUUAUGCCCAGUCCCAUGGUAAGGGUUUCACAUGCAGAAAAUGCAGGGGUUUCAAUCCCAAGAUCCCUUGUUCCUGAGAGAUAAUUUACUUAUCUCUCAGGCACAAAAAAUCCACAAAAUAUCCUAUACCCCAAAAGUCCCCCAACCAUAUGUGGGAACCCCACAAAAAGCACAUUCUUUCUGAGAUCACUCAGAUUGGUUUGAUAGAACAGAAUUUUUGACCUUCCAGACACGAGGCGCUAGCCCAAAAUAGUUCCAGGGAAAUAUGAGCAAAAACCAUACAAGGGAAUCUCUCGCUUUUAGGGUACGAAUGCUUCCCCUGUUUGGUAGUUUAUAUCUCCUGAACGCUGCUCGUGUAGGUGGUCGGGAACAGGAAAGGGCAGCGAAAGAGUGCGAGUGCCUAGCCGAAAAUAGUUCCAAAUCUUAAAUUCUUAUUUAGGAUGAUAUCCUACACACUAUACUUGGUUUCAAACAAAGUUCACAUCAUCUGAAUUUGGGUGAUCGAUAAAUCGUCUUUAUUCUGCAACUCUGAAACUGAAAUUCCAUAUGUACAAAUUACAGAACAAAUGGAAUGAGCAGUGAAUGAGUUGCUUGAUUUGUUUCAUGAGUUUUGUCUGUGGUGCCAGAAAAAUGAAAAUAAAAUGGAGAAGAAACUAUUUUUGGUGGGGAGGCAAAUAAUCAGUUUAGUCUGCCAUAGAGGACAAGAGGUCUUCUCAUUGAUGUGGACUUUAACUCCAUUUAUCUUGACUGAUGGUUAGGGAACAGCCACUAACUGAUUAUUUUAUUCACAGAUCAAAUAGAUAAGUGACUAAUAGAAGGAAAGAAGAGUAGUAGUAAAACCAUCUACAUAUUUCCAAUCAUGAUACUUCCAGGUAGUUUGACUUCAGCAGUCGAGGAAGACUGACCAUCAGUGUGCUCAGUCUCCCUCAAUAGGUAAAGACAAGUGUGAGACAGUGCCAUUGCAUGUGCUUUGGAAAUUACAAUAUAAUGUGUGGCAGUUUACUGCACAGAUUAACUCAACCCCACGAGGCUCUCAGCACACAGGCAGAGCAUUGGACGGAAGCCUGCCUGAUGGCUUCCGAUGCUCUGCGUCACUGCCGGGCACCACGUGGAGCAACCCGGAAGUGAUCGCAUCGGGGAGUGAUAACCCAUUGGCCCAGUAGUCAGGGAGGCUAUUGCAGGAUGCUUCGACAUCUAGGCAUUGCUGCAAUACUCUUAGAGCAGUUCUAAGUGAUCACGAUCGCUUCCAGCACUCGUAUUUGCUGCAGACGUACAGGGUACGUCAGUGGUCAUUAACCACCGUUUUUUGUCUGAUGUACCAUGUGCAUCCGCGGUCACUGAGGGGUUAAACCACAUAGAGAUGUCACAGAAAACAUGAGCCACAAUAAUGUCAGUAUGGGACAGGUCAUGAAACCCAGAGCAUAAAAAAUUCCAAAUUAAAUUGCUGCUGAUGAUGUUGCUCCUUCUCCUUUAAAAUGUCUUUGUAGUGGUUUAGCCCUGCCAGGGGGAAUAUUAUGAUAUUACUAUGCCUGCUACCUCCGCAGAUGCAAAUUGCUCUAAAAUUGAAAUGUUUUUUUUCUAAAUUUCUAAAAGUAUUCUAAAAUCUGGGCAGCAUCCAUUUUACAUUCAUUGUGAAGCUGCAUUCUUAGUGAGCUGUCCAGGAGGUGGGAGGGUCUCGGAGGUAGGGUCUGCUGCUGAUUGGCUGGAAUGUGUCUGCUGACUGUGAGGUACAGGGUCAAAGUUUACUCAAUGAUGAGUCCGCGGCGAAAUUACUCUUGCUGCUUCUGCUCCCCUUUUAAAAUGCAGAUGCAAAUUACCUUCGAAUUCAAAUCUUUUUUCCUACAUUUCUAAAAGUAUUCUAAAAUGUUGUGGAGGUUGUGGUGGCUCAUUUUAGUGGUAUUGACUUGCCUAGCAGAGCCUUGCAGUGUGACAAUGCCUGCUAUCUCCACAAGUCCUCAAGCAUAAAUUGCCUUCAAAUUCAUAUCUUUCUUCUAAAUUUCUAGAAGUAUUCUAAAAUCUGUAAAUACAUUUUUUUAUAUUAUUUAAACUACUCCUGAUGAUAAUGCUUCCGCUGCCCCUUUUUUUUUCAAAUACCUUUUAUUGUAGUGGUUUCACCCUGGUUGACUGAGUAUUUUUACCAUACUGGACGGUCAUGGACUUAACAGACCCAUGUGGGAAAGCUUUGUUUUUUUUCAGGAUGGAAUAGGUGGGUGGGAUGUCAACUGCCUAUUCACUUUUUUGUUUUAUUAUUUUAUAACUUCAAACUAAAAUUACUUUCACUGCUUCCUUUCUUCAAUAAUAUGCAAGAUUGAAAAGGGGAAAACAAUCAUUAUAAAACGUAAAAUAAAAAUGUGACAAUUUAUCUUACUUAAUAUGUUUCUAUUAGAUAUAUAAUAAAAUAGUUAUGACAACUCACACUUGGCAUUGCAAAAAUGUCUGAUAUUGCCUAGCCGUUAGGGAAAACAUAGGGGUAGACAGAUACAUUCUUAAAUUACAUCUGUGGAUAAAAUCUCUCCACUGACAAGAUACUGCCCCUUCACUGCCGAGUGGCAGCAUGAGUUACUGUAUUCAACCAUAAUGUAAAAACAAGGUAAAACUUAUUGUAUGGUCAUCAAGUAUAAGUUCACCUCAUCGCCUUGUGAGUGUGUAUGGAUGUAGUAAAUAUAUCUGCCCUGUAUUUUUUAUUCCAGGAAAAUCAAACAUGGUCUUUAAAUAAUGAAACCUGCACUUCCUAUUCAUGUCAACGAUCACAAGGACAUUUAUCCACUGUUAUAAUGAUGACUAACUGUUUAUACCAGAGCGCAGAAGACUGUAAAUCUGUAAGUGAUAGCAUGCGUAUAUUAAUUAAUAACCAGAAAAUUUAAAGAGAUACAUUUAGAGGAAAAUGUGAAGCUCUAGAAAAUAGCUUAAAACAGAAUGCAGAUAGAUGCUUUUAAUGGACUUCCAGAAUUUAGGAGCCUCUUCAUUCUUACAUGGUAAUUCACUAAUGUAAAAAUUGCCAGAAAUUCAAAGUGAAUUUAAAAUUAAAUAGGAUUAUUUACUAAACACUAGAUUUUUUCCAGAAUCUGCUCCAUCUAAUCCAGGGGUGGGCAAUUGUUUUGGCUCGGGGGCCACUUUGUGGGAGCGGGGGGCCACACCUUUUAAAAUGAUUGCAUUCAUUAGUUAACUUUGAAUUUCAGAAAAGGUAUAAAAUGUAUCAUAAAAAUCAAUAAAUAUAAAUUAAAUAAAAUAGUGGUAGUUUUAUUCAAUUUAUUUAUUGUGCUAAUUUCAUAUCAUCUAUAGCUGCAAGCACAUUUAAUUUUAGAAUCAGUUUAAUGAAACAAAUGUAUCACACUUUUCUAAAAUAAAAUUUAAAUCAAGAGUGAGAUUGCUUGUUGAGAUUUUCAUCACAGCAUGCAAGUUAGUGUCUGUCAAAUAGCAUCUAUAUUUACUCUUGUUUAUCUUCAUGCAAGAAACACUUUGCUCACAAAUAUAUGUAGACCCAAAUAUAGAGAACGAUUUCCCAGCAAAUCUCUUCAUACAUGGAAAUGUUUCAGCUGACAAAGAUUUGUAAAAGUCAACUGUCACAGCAUUAAAGGGGAGUGAUGAGAGGGAGGGAGAGGUGGUGAUGUGGAGAGGGGGGUGAUGGGGAGAUGGGGUGAUGGUGAAAGGGAGAGGGAGGUGAUGGUGACAGGGAGAGGGAGGUGAUGGUGACAGGGAGAGGGAGGUGAUGGUGAGGAGGUUAUGGAGAGAGGGAGAGGGGGGUGAUGGUGAGAGGGAGGAGGUGAUGGUGGGAGGGGGUGAUUUGAGUGGGAGAGGGAGUGAUUUGAAAGGUGGGUGAUUGUGAGAGUGUGAGAGGGUGAGAGGGAGGGGGGUUAAUGGUGAGGGGGGUGAUGUUGAGGGAGGAGGGUUGAUGGUGGGUGGUGAUGCUGAGGGAGGGGGGUUUGAUGGGGAGACUACAUACCUUAAUUGGCUCCUUGGUGGUCCGGUGUGGGCUGCCUGGUGGUACGGUGUGCUCCCUCAUGGUCCGGUGGGCAUUACUUCCGGUCUGCAGCUCUGAGACCAUGAAUCUCGUGAGAUCCAAUCAGAGCAUUGCCGUGGUAACCUGCGGCAAUGCUCUGAUUGUCCAGUUCUUGGCAAGACACAUGGUCUGCAGCUCUCCGCACUGCGGAGCUGCAGACUGUUGUCUGCGAUGGUGGCCAGGCAGUAUCUAAUACUGAGCCAGCCGUCGGGCCCCCUCUUGGUGUCGGGUCCUCGGUCACUUACAGUCUGCCCUCAGAGAGCCGCCUCUGCUUGGCGGGCCACAAAAAACUCUGUGGCAGGCUGCAUAUGGCCCGCGGGCCACAAUUUGCCCACCCCUGAUCUAAACUAUUAAAAUCCUUUUUAUUUCCACAUUUUUCUUACUCCUUCAGGUAUUUUUUUUUUUUUUUACAGGCAGUGUCACAAAAUGUUAUUGAUUUAUUUUUAUUUUUACAUCCAGGGGGAAAGGUUUCAGAUCAUUUCUGGACAGUGUUGUGGGCAGUGUGUGAAACAUUCGUGCAUAGUAAAAACAUCCAGUGGAGAGACUAAAUUAUUGACGGUACUUUGCAUUUCCUUUUUUUCUGUGUAUCUAUUCAAACCUCAAAUUAAUAUUACUCUGGAACUUACAUCAUAUUCAUUGCAAAUCACCUUUUUUAAUAUAUGCUGCAUUAUUUUCAAUUAACUGUAUAUUAAUAAUUUAGCUUUUUUUUUUAGCAAAGAUCUAAAAGUAGAACAGUAAUCAGAGAUAAGCAUGGAUGUCCCUGCUGAUUGUUCAACUUUCAGAACUUUACCCUCAUAAUUGUUUAUACAUAACCUCCAUCCUUUUCUGUUUCUGUAUCUCUAUAUUCUAUGUUCAAUGACAGAAAAGGAAAGACAUUGUAAUAAUGAUUGACAAGGAACCAAGAUGGAUAUACUUCGAUGAUAGAGCUACUCAUGGCAGAGUGGAUUUAUACAUUCUAUUGUAUUUGUAAGACCUUAAAAAACAAAUAUUUGAUCAUUGCAAGUGAUAAAUUACCAUAAUAGUAAACAUCCUGGGAAGUAACAGUUAAACAUUUAUCUAUUACAAAAAGUAAGACUUAGAACAUAAUAGAGAAAAUAUGACCUGCUCAAGUAAUCAUGAGAUAAAUAGACCAUUCCUUCCUCCUUUAUAUGGGCCACAGAUUUUCCUUCAGCAGUGCUUUGUAAUCAGUAUACAUGCCAUCUUAUAUACUUUGUGAGGUGAGUAGAGCAGCAUGUAUUUUUCUUUUUAAAUAUAUAUUUAUGUCUGUUUUUUUUUUUAAUUUUUCUAGGCUGGGGAACUCUGGUAUCCAAGUGAUGACAUCUGCACUUCCUACACAUGUUCAAAAUCAGACGGUCGGUUUGACAUUGUCAAAGAAACAGAAACAUGCACUCAUAAAAGUCCAGAGGAUUGUUCACCUGUAAGCUAACAAAAACUCGCAAUAAAAUAUUGCUAAAUAAAUUGAGUUUUACAUUUGAUAUGAUGUACCUUCAGCUAGAUUAUAAUGCAAAAGCAUUGAUUAACUACAAUUCCCCCGGGAGAAGAACUCACAAUUAGGUUUCCAUAUUGUUUUAAUAGGUCCCUACAGGUAACUUAUCACAGCAAAUUAGGUUUUAAUAGUAACAUUGCCUUCUUCAGUGCAGUGAAGACCUGGUUGACUAAGAAAACUCUAAUUGAGGAUCUUUUCUUUAACAUGCUUUAGCUUAUAUUAUGUUACAGUUGGAAAAUAGAUCUCCAAGGCAAUUUUAUACUUGAAGAAAAGGUUGUCCACAUCUAUGUAUGCACAUUGAGUUCCUUUCAGAAACAUUAUAUAUUAAAGCACUGAUUGACAGCAUCUGCUCCAUAGCUAUUGUAUUAUGUGUAACAAGCAAGUAUUGUAUGAGUAUUAUAAUUAUUAAUCUUUCUUCAUUAAAAUUGAUAUUUAUCUUAUCUCUAUUAACAAAAGCUUUUGUCUCCAAUGUUAUUAUUAAGAUUGGCAAAAUUACCCAAAAAAAUAGUUUUUUUUUUUUCUCAUAUAUACAUAUACAUUAGUCAUGUGCGAUGAAAUGUGCCAAGUAAAAUAUGUUAGGAGGUAACGGUCUCUGUAUUUUGUUUUUAGGGUACUGAGUUUAGGAAACCAGCUGGACAGUGCUGUGGAAUGUGUGUACCAACAAAAUGUUAUGUUACUACAGCCACUGGAGAAACUAAGUUACUGAUGGUAUGAUAGCACUUACCUUUGAUGCCUUUGCUACUUUUUUCAUUAAUAUUGUUAUUAGCUAGUACUGUGUUUAUUUUGUUUAUUAGAAAAGGGAUAAACAGAAAGGCUGUAAAACACAAGACAAAAACAAUGGCAAUUUAAAAUAAAAUAAAAGAACAACGGCAUCAUUAAAGCACAUCCUAUUUGACAUUUCCUUAACGUAAUCAGAUUGAGUUCCAAAUGGGUGGUGAGAUUUGAGACAAAGCUUAUGAAAAUGAAUGGAGAAAGGAGGGUGUCCUUAAAGGGAUCCUAUAGUGACAGGAAACCAAAGCUGUUUUCCUGGCACUAUAGGGUUAAUAGGUCCCCCCCCUUAUUCAAUGCUGGAGGUCCUUGAGGAUGUCUAGCGUUAGAUAAUGGACCAAAAGUCACUUUGGAUUUCGGAAGCCCUCUAGUGGCUGUCUGAUAGACAGCCACAGAGGGCAGACUUGGAACUGCAAUGUUUUACAUUGCAGCACUAAGUGCAGCACCCAGACUAUUUCAAUGAGAUGAAGUUGCUUGGGUGCCUACAGUGUCCCUUUAAACACCAAGACACAGUUUCAGACUUGCCAAAGAUUUAAUUAUGUCAGCUUACCUAUUCAUGUAACACAUAUGCACUUGUAUGGCACUAGAAUGCAACCAUUCAUAAAAAAGGAUUAUGAUAAUACAAAAUAAGGAUGUCAUCUUUGCCCAUAGUAGGAAAAAUUACAAUGGUGUAUGUCAUAUCAAACAACGGGGAUGUGAAGACAAUUCAUACUAGAGAUGGGGUCAGUGCAGGGCUCAGUCCAAGUUAAAAGGAAGAGAAAAUGAGAAGAGAAAGUAAUCAAAGGAAAGAGGAGAUGAAAUAAAGGAAGUAGGGAGAAUCUGUAUAAGCUAUUUUUUAAGAAUACAAGUGCAAUGACUAGAAUACACAGAUAAUUGGUGGCAUUACAAGUGAUGAAAGGUGAACCCUUGUAUGAAAUAUAAUGCAUAUGUGCAUUUGCACAAGAUGUCCAAAUGUUAUAAAACAUUACCUUAUUCUUUAAUUUGUCAAUCCACUCUUUUGAGUUUCAGGUGUCACAACCCAAGUAUGACACUGAGCUUAAUUCUAUCACUUGAACUGUUAGAAUUUAGUAUAUGUUGUGAUUCAAAUCAAUGACACUUUUAAAUGAAAAUUAUGAUUCCCCUUAGUGAGCUUCAAAAGAGGUGGGAUCUGUGCAUUUUCCUGCACAGUUGUCAAUUCUCAUAGAUUGUAAAUCCAUUUGAAUGGGGCCUUCUUCACCUUAUUAUAUGUCAACAUUAUUCUGGUUUGCCAAAUACAUGUUGUUAAAUAAUCCCACUGUAUAAUUAGAAAGUUCUGUGGAAAAUGUUGGCACUGUAUACUGUUGUCUACUUGUGAUUCAUCAUUGUCCUCCUAUGACCAGGACUUGCUCAAGAAAUUAUGCUGCCUGGAUCUCAAGAUGAAAUUGUACCCUCCCCACACACAAAAUCAACAUCCUUCAGGACAUAUCUACAUAUCAUAUAUGUCCUGAACAUCCUUCAGGACAUAUCUACACAAAGGACCACUGGAAUUAUUGCAUUACACUAAAAAAGGAAGUGUUCUGCCCUCAGUUGAUAGUGCACUAACUCUGUUCCCUCUCAUAUUGUAACGAGAAUAUACCCCUACACGCAGGAUCCAGCUAAACAGAGGCAAAUACAGAGGAGAGAUACGUCUACCGGACCUUAGAAUGGCCGGACUCGACGUAUAUGAGAGGAGACAGAGCCAGGAACAAACCGAGGUCAAGGGCACAGAGAGACAGCGUAAACUAGGACAAGCCGGGGUCUGGUACACGGAAAACAGCAAGCCGGCAAACAGUACAGAUAAGGAUAAAGCGAAAACGAAGUCAGAAUACGAAGCCAAAGUCAAUACGAGAAAACACAACUGAACACCACAAGCGCUAAAGGGAACUGAAACAGAAACCACGAUAGGGCAACGAGCUAAGGGAAAAAGGUAAGUUUAAAUAGCUUUUAAACGAAAGUGAUUGGCUCCUGUCACUUCCACACCCCCAAAAGGUAAUUGUAUAGGGAGUGUGGUAUGACAGGAGCCAAUGGGAGCCUUUUGGCAAUUAGGCUCCCACUGUCUCUUUAAGAGCGCGCCCGAGACUCGCGGCGCGCUCUUAGUUUCAGGCGGGACACGUGACCGCUUCACGCGGUCACUGCCCGCCUUCCAUCUAAAGCAGUCGGAUGAGCCGCGCGCGGCUCGUGCAGCCGCAGGACCGCGCGUGGCUUGAAGAGAGGACCGCGACCGGCCCCCGGUUAAGGUAAAUAACGCUACAGUACCCCCCCUGAGGACACGCCCUCCAGGCGGGUAGGACCAGGCCUGGCAGGAAAACGAGAAUGGAAAGAGUGCACCAGACGGGGAGCAUGAACAGCAUCAGCUGAAAUCCAACUGCGCUCCUCAGGCCCAUAACCCUUCCAAUAUACCAAGUACUGAAGUCGACCCCUAAGAAAACGAGAGUCAAGAACAGCAGACACUUCGAACUCCUCAUGACCCUCCACUGACAUAGGAGGGGAAGGAGGAGUAUGCCGGGUAUAGCGGUUGCGUACGUAAGGUUUCAACAAUGAGGUGUGAAAUACAUUAGGAAUACGUAGAUUCUUAGGCAGGCCUAAGGCAUAAGAAACAGGAUUAACCUUAUGUAUAAUACGAUAAGGUCCAAUGAAGCGGGGAGCCAAUUUCAUAGAAGGCACCCGGAGACGAAUAUUCCGUGUGGAAAGCAAAACCCUGUCCCCCACAACAUAGGACGGAGCUGCUCUGCGAUGCUUGUCAGCCUGAGCCUUCUGGCGAGUAGCAGAGUCCACCAAAGAACGCUGAACCUGCUCCCAAGUAUUACGCAAACCAGCCAAAUGCUCAUCCAGAACUGGCAUGCCCUGUGAGGAGAAUGCAGCCGGAAGAACAACGGGAUGCUGGCCAUAGACAACGUAAAAAGGGCUCUUGCCGGAAGAAUCAUGAGUGGCGUUAUUCCGAGCAAAUUCAGCCCAAGGAAGCAGGUCAGACCAAUUGUCCUGAUGGUGAGACACAAAACAACGGAGGUAUUGCUCCAGAGACUGGUUGGCACGUUCAGCAGCCCCAUUAGACUGGGGAUGAUAAGCGGAAGAAAAUGAGAGAGAAAUACCCAUUUCUGAACAAAAGGCCCUCCAGAACCUGGAAAUAAAUUGGCUACCCCUAUCGGAUACAAUAGAUACGGGAAUCCCAUGUAAUCGAAAUACUUCUCUAGCGAAGAUAUGAGCCAGUUCCUUGGAUGUGGGCAACUUGUGAAGAGACACGAAGUGAGCCAUUUUGGAGAACCGAUCCACUAUCAUCAGGAUUACUGUGUUACCAUUUGAAGGGGGUAAUUCAACAAUAAAAUCCAUGGACAGGUUAGACCAAGGUCUCUCGGGAACGGGUAACGGAUGCAACAGCCCACAAGGAACUCUACGGGAGGAUUUCAUACAGGCACAAGUAGUACAAGCACUUAUAUAGUCAGUGACAUCCUUUCGUAAGGAAUCCCACCAAAAAUACCGAGAAACAGCUGACACCGUUUUGGAAAUACCAGGAUGUCCAGCAGUCUUAGUAUCAUGAUAUAAUGACAUAAUAUCCGUCUCUCGGAAACAUCAACGAACAGUUUAUCAUUAGGCCUCUCGCUAGGUGCCAUGCUUUGUUUCGCUUGUAUGGCCUGCAAGAGGGACGAGGAAAUAGACAAAAUAGUAGUAGCUAUUAUCCUGUCUGGGGGAAUGACAGGAGUAACAUCAAUCUCCUGUUUGUCAGUAGUUUCGAACUGUCUGGACAGAGCGUCUGCUUUAGUGUUGCGAUCACCUGGCCUAUAGGUGAUAAUAAAAUUGAAACGGGACAAAAAUAGUGACCACCUAGCCUGCCUGGAAGACAAUCUUUUGGCUUCGCUAAGGUAGGAUAGGUUCUUGUGAUCCGUAAAAAUGAGGAUAGGAUCCUUAGUUCCUUCUAACAAAUGUCUCCACUCUUUAAGUGCUAAAAUAAUAGCAAGGAGUUCGCGAUUACCCACAUCGUAAUUUUUCUCUGCUUUGGACAUUUGUUUAGAAAAGAAGCCGCAUGGAUGCAAUGGCUUUUCAGGCGACUCUCUUUGGGAUAAGACAGCACCUACCCCAAUAUCCGAAGCAUCAACUUCAAGAAUAUAGGGCAGUGAGGGGACAGGAUGCUGUAAAAUAGGUGCAGAGGCGAACGUAGUUUUAAGAAAUUCAAAGCCUGAAGUGCCUCGGUAGACCAAACACGAGUAUUGCCAUCCUUUUUAGUCAUACGGGUAAUAGGUGCUACAAUGGACGAGAAACCUUUGAUAAAACGUCUAUAAUAAUUGGAGAACCCAAGAAAACGCUGAAUAGCUUUCAGACCUUGCGGUAGAGGCCAUUCUAUUACAGCAGCAAGCUUCUGGGGAUCCAUACGAAAACCUUUAGCGGAAAUCAAAUACCCCAAGAACUGGACUUCGGUUUGGUCAAACAGACAUUUUUCUAGCUUGCAAUAAAGACCAUUAGCAAGAAGGGUCUUCAAAACUGUCGUAACAUGUCUGUGAUGAGUGUGUAUAUCUGUAGAAUAUAUUAAAAUGUCGUCCAAGUAUACGAUAACAAAUGUGUGAAUAAAAUCUCUUAAGACAUCAUUAAUAAAUUCUUGGAAUACUGCUGGGGCAUUGCAAAGCCCAAAUGGCAUAACAGUAUAUUCGUAAUGACCGGAUCUAGUGUUGAAUGCAGUCUUCCAUUCGUGAUUUUCCUUUAUACGUAUCAAAUUGUAUGCACUCCUAAGGUCUAAUUUAGUGAACACAGUGGCAUGUUUCAGCCUGUCAAAUAAUUCUGUAAUUAAAGGUAUAGGGUAUGCAUUUUUGAUAGUGAUUUUGUUUAGACCUCUAUAAUCUAUACACGGUCUUAAAUCACCUUCUUUCUUCGAUACAAAGAAGAACCCUGCUCCAGCUGGAGAAGAGGAUCUCCUAAUAAACCCCUUUUCUAGUGAUUCCUUAAUAUACUCCUCCAUGACACGGUUUUCUUGAACCGAUAAGGGGUACACCCUGCCCUUUGGAGGUAUAGUGCCAGGCAACAAGUCAAUAGCGCAAUCAUAGGGUCUGUGAGGCGGUAAUUUCUCAGCCUCCCUUUUAUCGAAAACAGUCUUUAGAGAUAAAUACUGAGGGGGUAUAACCGUAGACAAAGGAGGACUGGUAGGUACCUCAAUAGAAUUCAAAGGUGUGACUUCAACGUACAAGACUCGUGGCAGGCCUCACUCCAUGAUUUUAUUUGCCCUGUCUCCCAGUCAAAAAUGGGAUUGUGAGCACGUAACCAUGGAUACCCUAAUACUAACUGUGAAGAGGGAGAGGUGAUGACCUGGAAUCGAAUGGUUUCAUAGUGUAAAACCCCUGUGUACAUGUGUAAUGGUACAGUCUCAUGAGUAACAACUGGAGAACUUAAUGGUCUACCAUCUAUGGCCUCAACGGCCAAGGGUAUCUCCUUCUCUCUGAUGGGAAUGUUGUUUCUCUUUAUAAAGCCAGAGUCUAUAAAAUUUUCAGCUGCCCCAGAGUCAACCAGAGCAUAUAUGUUGUCAACUAUACAAAUCUCUCCCAUAUAUAAAGAAACCGGGAGAAGCAAGCGGUUAGGAGGCAAUUUAGGAGACUUAGAUAUCACACCCAAGGCCAGUCCCCUAUAAGGUCUUAGGUGCGAGAGUUUUCCGGGAGUAAAGGACAUUCCUUUACCAUAUGGUCUCUCCUACCACAGUAUAGGCAGAGUCCCUCCCUUCUCCUAUGUAAUUUCUCAGUAUCAGAGAGUUUGGCAACCCCUAAUUGCAUAGGUUCCUCCUCAGACACUUUAACACUCUCUGGUAUAUUAACUCUGGGGUUAAUGGGUGUAACAAAACGUCUAUUCCUGUUCUUGGUAUAGAGCCUGUCACGAAUUCUAUUAUCUAUAUCAAUGAGGUAAUCGAUAAGGUCCUCUAAGGCAAUAGGAAGCUCCUUAGCUGCUACCUCAUCCAAUAUCGUAUCUGACAAACCUUCCAUAAAGGCAGUAGUUAACCCAUUGUUGGUCCAAUCUACCUGCGAAGCAAGAGUGCGAAACUGAAUAGCAUAAUCAGCCACAGACCUAGAACCCUGUUUAAUUCUCAUUAAUGCUCUCGCGGCAUUCUUUGACCUUUUCAUUGUGUCAAAAGUUCUACGAAAAGCCGUAAGAAAACUGUUGAAAUCAUGCACCAUAGGUCCAUUAGCUUCCCAAAUAGGAUUUGCCCACUCAAGUGCCUUAUCGGUAAGUUGGUGCAUAAAGAACCCAACCUUAGACCUCUCUGUGGGAAAUGAGCGUGGAUACAUUUCGAAGUGGAAUUCAAUUUGAUUAAUAAACCCUCUGCAAGUCUUAGAGUCCCCUCCAUACCUAGGAGGAGGUGUUAAAUGGGCCGAAGUAUUAGGCAAAGUAGAUACUUCAGGGAGAAGGGGCGGAGGAGGGUUAGGUGUGGUUGCUGGAACGGUUCUAGCUAGGAGCGUCUGGAGAGCCUGAGCUCUGAUCCAUACGGUGAUCCUGCUCUACAAAUCUUGCCUCAUGGGACGCCAUCUGUUGAGCUAAAUCUGCGGGGUCCAUGGCCCUAUCGUAAUGUAACGAGAAUAUACCCCUACACGCAGGAUCCAGCUAAACAGAGGCAAAUACAGAGGAGAGAUACGUCUACCGGACCUUAGAAUGGCCGGACUCGACGUAUAUGAGAGAGACAGAGCCAGGAACAAACCGAGGUCAAGGGCACAGAGAGACAGCGUAAACUAGGACAAGCCGGGGUCUGGUACACGGAAAACAGCAAGCCGGCAAACAGUACAGAUAAGGAUAAAGCGAAAACGAAGUCAGAAUACGAAGCCAAAGUCAAUACGAGAAAACACAACUGAACACCACAAGCGCUAAAGGGAACUGAAACAGAAACCACGAUAGGGCAACGAGCUAAGGGAAAAAGGUAAGUUUAAAUAGCUUUUAAACGAAAGUGAUUGGCUCCUGUCACUUCCACACCCCCCAUAGGUAAUUGUAUAGGGAGUGUGGCAUGACAGGAGCCAAUGGGAGCCUUUUGGCAAUUAGGCUCCCACUGUCUCUUUAAGAGCGCGCCCGAGACUCUAGGCGCGCUCUUAGUUUCAGGCGGGACACGUGACCGCUUCACGCGGUCACUGCCCGCCUUCCAUCCAAAGCAGUCGGAUGAGCCGCGCGCGGCUAGUGCAGCCGCAGGACCGCGCGCGGCUUGAAGAGAGGACCGUGACCGGCCCCCGGUUAAGGUAAGUAACGCUACACAUAUUACGUGUAGGACUUCAUAUAGAAUCAUCUAUCCACAGCACUAACACAGUUUUUGUAUAUCCUCGUUACAGUUCCCCAACACUAAUACAGUUACAACCAUCUACAAAUUUAACUAUACACAGCAGAUGACUUCUGAUGUCCAUUUUGGAGUCAGGAAGGAAUUGUUUACCAUUUUGUGACAAAGAUGUAAAUUACUGCAAAUUGGCAUUUUCCUUUAUUUUCAGUUAAAAGGAGAACCAGGGAUCUGUGAAAGGUUGCAUUUGAUUGAUAUGAGUCUUUUUUUCAAUCUAUAUAAAUUUGCAAUUAUGUAGCCAGGUAGAAUUUCCUCAUUGGGAAUACAUUUCCACCUAUUCCCACCUCCCAUUCCCAAGAACUGUUUCUUCAUCCCUACUUUAGUCCUUACCUCCCUUUACAAAUCUUUCCCCAAUCUUUCCUUGCAGUUAGUUAAUGUUUUUUCCAUGUCUGCAGCUUUCCUCCACUCCACAUAGACUGUUUCACAUCUCCACUGUCUGGUCAGUCUUCUUAUUGCACAUGUGAGCAUAAGUCAAUAUGAAUGAAAUUGUCUUUACCAAUCUACAUUUCCUUUCUGGUAUAUUUGAUUUAUGCUGACAUCAAUUAUCAUUUACAUUACUUACUAAAAAGAGGUAAGCCAGGUUUGCAUCUACUAUGAAUUUUGAAAAAUGCAUUGAAUAUGAGAAUGAGAAUAUGAUAUGUCAGAGAAUGAUAUAUAACUAAUGUAUAAUACAUUAAAUUCUCAUAAAAUUAUUAGAAUAAUUGCUUAAAUUAUCUUUUUAAUUUUUUUUUUUUUAAGGUAACUGAAAUAUGGACUCCUGUUAACGAAACCUGCACAUCUUAUCAAUGCACACGAGUGCAGGGUCAAUUUAUUACUGUUAUUACGAAUCAGAUCUGUCAAAAGCAGAAUGCAAACGACUGUGGAACUGUAAGUUUUCAAGUAACAUUAUCUAUACUUAUGGAAAUACUUCAAAAGUACUUCACUUCUAGAGAGGUGUAAAUGUUACUUGCCACUGCAAGCCUCAAGAGUCCAUGGUACAAUCACCAGGGCUUAAUUGUCACUUGCCAAUCGUUAGUGGACGAGUAGAUAUUUUGAGCCCGAAAUGAUGCUAUAAUGUUAGUUUCAAUACUUUCUGUAACCAUAGCCUAUUCAAACAGGGCUCAAACUUUCGAGCAUACUUAAAAUGAACUUUCCACCUUGAGUAAAAAAUGUGAUGCACAUCAUAUGUACUGCAGAGAAUAUAAAAAAAAUCAGAGAUGUAUUGUUUUGAGUGUUGGAUAUGUAUGUUAAUGUAGAGUUUUAUUUGUGUAGAGCUUAUUCAUUCAGAGGUUUAUACAUAUUCAUGAUUGUGUUUCUAUGACAGUGUAAUGCAUAGAUAAACCUAUGUGUCUGGAUUUACAGCAUGUGAAUGGAGGGGUGUAUGUAGAUGUGUGCCUAGGUGUUCUCUUUGCCUCUGACCUCUCCUUCACCACUCAUGCUCAGUCGAUCGCCAAACCCUGCCGCUUCCAUCUCAAAAACAUAGCUCGCAUCCGCCCCUUCUUAACACCAGACGCAGCUAAGGUGCUGGUCCAUGCCAUUGUUCUUUCUCGCCUUGACUAUUGCAAUCCCCUUCUCAGUGGUCUUACGUGUUCCAAGACUGCACUGCUGCACUCCAUAAUGAAUGCGGCGGAGUGGCUCAUUUUCCUGUCCGCCCGCACCCCCAUCAUGCCCUACAUUGGCUUCCAUUUAGAUAUUGCGCUCAAUUUAAGAUUCUGGUGCUUGCUUACAAGUCCCUACAUAAUGCUGCUCCAACCUCCCUAAUACACAAGUACUUCCCGUCGAGGCCCCUGCACUCUGCCAAAGACCUACGUCUAUCCUCUGUCUGUACUGCCACAUCUGAUGCUCGCCUCCAAUACUUCUCCAGUGCUGCACCUUUUCUGUGGAAUUCCCUUUUCUGUUAGACUUUCACCCAGUCUCCACUCCUUCAAAAAAUCUUUGAAAAAACACUUCUUUAGGAAAGUAUAUAAUUUAAAUUGUUAGCGGGUUUUGAUUCACCCCUCCCACCCCCUUCCCAUGACUCCUCUUCUGCAACUGUCAAAAUUAAGUUCUCAGUAAAUACUUUUUUAGCAUUCUUUUCUAGCAACCUAGACAAAGGGUAUACCCUUUAUGUCACUACACCCCACUCCUUCUAGCAUGUAAGCUCAUUGAGCAGGGCACUCAACCCUUCUGUUCCUGUGUGUCCAUUUGUCUGGUUACAAUUACAUGUCUGUUAGUCCACCCAUUGUACAGCAUUACGGAAUUUGCUGGUGCUAUAUAAAUAAUAAAAUAAUAAUAAUGUGCAAAGCGAGAGUGUGUAAAGGCAGAGGUAUAGCUAUGUGUAUGGAAUGAAAGUGUGUGCACUUUCACUCACAUUAAUAAAUAAUUUUCCACUCCCUAGGCAUUUCACUUUCAUCACCUCCACUUUCCCAUUAUCACAAUCCUUCAUACUUCUCUUACUCUGCAUCCAAACCAUGUCCCUUACUGUCCACAUAAAAGUCCCACUUUACUCCUUAUCCAUGUCCCUUACUCCCCCUGCUCAUGUCCCCUCUCCUUCUAUUCAUGUCUCCUAAAUUCUCACUUCCCCUACCCCGGUGCAAUCCACGUAUAAUAAAAAAAAUCCAAAAAAUAAGAGUGCACUUAAACGGAUUUUGAUGAAAAAAAUGGUGUAAUGUAUUGCAUACAAGCAAAAGUGUAAAAGGUCAACGUUUCGACCCCUCUAUGGGUCUUUCUAAAGAUAACACAACUUUUCCUAAGUUGUGUUUCAUAGCUGUUGUAUACAGCAAACACAGACUCAAAGGAAUCCAUGUUUAAAAUGGAAUGAGGCAAAAAUGUGAUUCUUUGUUAAACUAAUUUGCAUAUGCACACCUAGAAUACUUUGUGGUAGUGACAUCACUACAGAUCUGUGAUUUCUGUAGGAAAACCAAGUCGUAUGGUUUGACUGAUGUGCAGAUUUGUGUUUAGCAUUGUAUUAACUAUCCACAGACUUCAGGUGGAAGGGGUUUUCAAUCACAUUUUUUUUUCCCACCAUAACCUUUUUGGUUUUUGCUUCCACAGGCACUAUCAAGCCUCAAUAAGCAAACCUCAUGCUGAUGAUUUGCAUUAACAAUGAAACAGCUGUCCAUGAGUGGUUCACUAGCUUUGCAUCUUUUCCUAAGUUGUGUUUCAAAGCUGUUGUAUACAGUAAACACAGACUCAAAGAAAUCCAUGUUUAAAAUGGAAUGAGGCACAAAUGUGAUUCUUUGUUAAACUGAUUUGCAUAUGCCUACCCAGAUUCUUUUGUGGUCAUAACAUCACUGCAGAUUUGGGAUUUCUGUGGGAAAAGCAAGUCUUAUGGCUUGACUGAUGUGCAGAUUUUUGUUUAACAUUGUAUUAACCAUAUAUAUAUAUGGAUCUUGAAAAAGACCCGGCAGGGUCGAAACGUCGAUUGAUUUUUUUGUACAUCACAGAUGAUUUAUUAAAGCACCAGUUUUCCUAUUAACCAGAAGACCUGUGAGUGCAUUUUGAUCUUUAUUUUUGUUUAUAUAUAUAUAUAUAUAUAUAUAUAUAUAUACAUAUAUAUAUAUAUGUAACAAAAUGCACUUAAACCGACAUCUUAUAUAUAUCUACCUAUCUAUAUAUACAUAAAUACAAAUAAUUGUAAAUAUAUAAAUAUAUAUAUAUAUAUAUAUGUAUCAAUAAAUAAUAACAAUAAAUUAUUACAUAAGUAUACACGAAGAAUUUAAAUACAUAUAUAUGUAUAUAUAUUAAAAUUAUAUGUGUAUAUUUAUAUAAUCUUUAAACAUAAUUAUGUGAUUUUAAUAAUGAAAAUUUGAGGGACAUGCAUGACAACCCAGGCAGAAAGUCCAGAGAAUUUGGUCCGCAAAAUACAGGAUGUUGGCGAUGGGGCCAAGUAUAUCCAGUAACUAGUUAGUCUUUUUGAUCCCUUUCCAUGGGUCAUGUCCCAUCUGGGACAUAAAGAUGACCACCAUCUGGUCAAACACAGGGUAAAUGUAAUUUUAUCUGUCAGCAUGGGUCGUGGGCAUUCUGCCCUAAGACGUGCUCAUACCACUCGAUCUAAUGGAUUGCACAUCCAGAAGUGGAUGAACUUGGCUAGGUGGUUAGGCAGGUUCCAUUCUGAGGACCAUAGAUGGCAAAUGGUCCAUGGGUUAAAGAGAGGGCAACCCUGAGCAUCAAGGAAUAGCCCUUCACCUUCUGUUGGGAAGGAUCCAUGUGUAUCCUGUGAGAAAGAAUCCUCCACAAAGGAUUCUUUGACAUAUUUUGAUUCCAAGUAGGGAACAUCUUGUCAGUCAUCCUCGUCAUCCUCGUCCAGAGCAUCCGCCUGCCAUUCAUCAAUGAUGUCCAGAUUUUGGAGGUAGGCCUCAUCCUCCUCUGAGGAAUCUACCGGCGGGGGUAAUUCAAUUCUAGAUUUAUGUUUGCUGCAUUUAGCAGGUGCCUUUCCCUUCGUCCAAGCAUGUGGCACGGUUAGGCCAACUCGUUUAUGUUUCGGAAGGGAUUGGAGGUCUUUAGAGGGAGCCUCAGAGCGCAUAAUGUCAUCCACAUCUUGCGGUGUCAUCCCCAUAACCUGAGUGGAUAUGUCAGACAGAACUUGUGAUAACAUCUUGGAGAUUGCUUUCUCCAUGAAAGCUGCCACCACAGCGUUUAUCAUCGCCCGGAAAUCCUGGGUUUGUUGUGGGGAGUUCGACAUGUCAGUAUAUGUUGAUGUUCUGUAGAAUAGAGGACAUACAUCUUAGACCCCUUGCCUAUUCAAUGCCUUGUGGGUAUACCGCUUGCUCAGUGCAAUUGAGGGUUGCCUGGUAUAUGGGUGUAUAUACAAACACCACUUAGUAUGCUGUGAUGUGAAGACUCAGGCACAUUGCCGGUCGUUUUGAGCAGCGGAACAUAAAAGGGAAUGUAACCUUUGUAAAUAUAGGGAGGUGUUAAUAGACUCCAAUAGCCAAAGGGGUGACCCCUAAGUCCCCAUUGGGGAGGUACCGGAUGUAUGUGGCUCAUCGUAUCCGUGGGAUUGGGUUCACGUUUUGAAUUCCAGGAAUGCUUUUGGUAAGUACCACAAUCAGGGGUUUUAUCCCUAGUGCUCUACAGUGGGGUCAGGCCCAGAGAGCAAAUCUGUAGGGCAUUUGGGUUUACCACUUAUUAGUAACAGGGGGCUCACCCCUGCGUGCAGUUGUAGCAAGCAUUCUGUACACAUUUAAAUAUAACCCCUACGAAUUGUGCUUGGGUAUCUUCAUCAGAAAUAUAUAUUCAAAUAUAUACUUACCUGAGGCAACCCGAGAGGGUGCAAGUUGAUGUACUUGUAUGCCAAGCACACAACACACUUAGUACGUGCAUGGAUUGGAUGUGUAAACGUGUUUUGUUUUUGUUUUUUACCUUGAUGCCAACAUUCUUGAGGAAUAUGGCAAAAAUGAAACAUAGCUAUACAGGUUUUAAAUAGCUGUUGGCAAUUUAGUUAACAUACACUAUUGACAUGAUAUAAUCUGUAUGUGAUAACAUAUUUUAGGUAAAAAAUGUUGUUUACAGUACUUAGGAAGCAAAUAAAAGCCACUAUCUAAAGUUUCCACAAUGCAAUGCUACUGUGCUUUUUCAUUACUCAUGAAUUGUAUGCACUCAUCUUUAUCGUAUUUAUAGAUUUAGUAACUAGCAAUUUAAGAAGGCAUUUGAAGAACCAAGUAUUUACAGCAUUACUGCUCUCUCAUCUCUUGCAAGUCUUUUUGUUGAGUCAAAAAUCCACUUAUAGAUAGGACUGCAGUGAAAGUAACCAUAUUUCCUUCUCCUUCAGGGUCAGGAAUUUCAGAAAUCUGACAAUCAAUGCUGUGGGAAAUGUGUUCAAAUUGCAUGUGUGGUUACCACGGAGGAAGGAACCAGCAAGCUGUUGACGGUAUGAUGAAUCCACCAUUCAGCGUUAUUCACUAAAGCAUGAUUUGUUGGGAUAUUAAGUCAACUGAAAGCAAAUUAAACAUUUUAGAUUAAAAAAAAAAAAAAUACCUGAAAGAAACUUUCCAAUUCAGCUAUUUGACCUGUAAUUUUAAAUACCCAUUGAAUACAUAUUGAAUUCAUGACAAUUCUCCCUUAAAUGAAUAAUCCUGAGUGUAAAUAAAUUGUAUAUAUAUAUAUAUAUAUAUAUAUAUAUAUAUAUAUAAUUGCACUUAUGGUGCUGAUUGCCUUACUUACUUUAAAGGACCACUCUAGGCACCCAGGCCACUUCAGCUUAAUGAAGUGGUCUGGGUGCCAGGUCCAGCUAGGGUUAACCCAUUUUUUCAUAAACAUAGCAGUUUCAGAGAAACUGCUAUAUUUAUCAAUGGGUUAAGCCUUCCCCCAUUCCCUCUAGUGGCUGUCUCAUUGACAGCCACUAGAGGCGCUUGUGUGCUUCUCACUGUGAUUUUCACAGUGAGAGCACGCCAGCGUCCAUAGGAAAGCAUUAUGAAUGCUUUCCUAUGUGACCGGCUGAAUGUGCGCGCAGCUUUUGCCACGCGUGCGCAUACAGCCGACGGGGAGGAGAAGAGGAGGAUCGGAGGAGAGCUCUCUGCCCAGCGCUGGAAAAAGGUAAGUUUAUCCCCUUUUCCCCUUUCCAGAUCUGGGCGGGAGGGGGACCCUGAGGGUGGGGGCACCCUCAGGGCACUAUAGUGCCAGGAAAACGAGUAUGUUUUCCUGGUACUAUAGUGGUCCUUUAACCUCUUCACCACCACAAAUGUGUAUAAAGCCUCACUCAAUUCUCUUUAUACUGCAUGGAUUAUUACCUGCUUGUAGAUGAACAUAUCUCUCUGGCAGUUGCCCAUUCCAUUCAUUUAAUAUCAGCAAAUAUGCUGAGACUAACAACUUUUCUCAUUCCAAGCAGUAAAGGAAGCUACAAAGACCAUACAAUUUAUACAAUCAUGGAGGGGGACCGGUACAUGUGAUAGUUAACAUCCCCCCACUCAAUGAACUUUAAAAUACCCUCUUGAUCCAAGUAUAAAUCUGACUGCCAUUCUGGGGUCAAGAAGGAAUUUUUUUCCUAGUUUGUUGCAAAAUUGAAAGUGCUUCUAACUGUUUUUUUUUUUGUUUGUUGUUUGUUUGUUUGUUUUGCCUUAAUUUAGAUCAAAAGUGAAAACAGAUGUGAGGAAGGCUGGACUUGAUGGACACAUGUCCCUGUUCAGCCUAUGUAACUAUAUAACAUGGAAUUAACCCAAUAAUCCUUUUAAAAAGUGUUCAUUCAAUUGUUAUUGAUUAGCUCAGGAGAUUAACAGAAACUGCUUCAUUUUGGAGCCACAGUCAUGUUUACAUUGCAGGGCUAAACAAAUCGCCCAUGGCUGUCACACUGACAGUUGCUAGAUGUAGCUCCAUUAUUCACAACCAGUACAAUGCAGAGAGCUCUGACUUCCCACAUAGAUGCAUUUCACUCCGUGUUUCUCUAUUAUUAUUAUUAUUUAUUAUUAUUAUUUUAUUAUUUAUAUAACGCCAACAAAUUCCGUAGCGCUGUACAAUGGGUGGACUAACAGACACAUAAUUGAGAUCAGACCACUGGACGUACAGGAACAGAGGGGGUUGAGGGCCCUGCUCGAUGAGCUUACAUGCUAGAGGGAGUGGGGUAUAGUGACACAAAGGGUUAACGUAGGGGAAUUAAAUAAUGCUAUGAGAAGCAUUUGAUUGGUAAAGCCUGGUGCUUGCAACGCAAGCAUGUUUUGUUAACAAUUCUUUUCUAUGAAAAAAGGUGGAUUGGGCUGCAGCAUGGACAAUACAGCACAUACAGAACUAUAAUGUCACGAAAAUGAACUGAUUAGAAAUGUUAAAGGAUGUUUUAUUUAUGUUUAUUAACAUUAAGAUCUGGAUUUUUUUUUUCAAAGGAUGGUGGCACAUGGACUGCAGAAAAUAACAGAUGCGUAACAUAUACUUGUAAAAAAUCACAAGAACAGUUGAUCACUUCAGUAGUAGAAAUGUCCUGUGCAAAUAUAACAGAAAGCGAUUGUGAAUCUGUAAGUUACAAAGUAUUAUUAAACUAUGAGCUAUUCAUAUAUAAUAAACAACUAAUUAAGUAAAUAAAGCACAGUUUUGGGAGGUUUAUGAUUUGGUCAUCGUAGUUGAAUAAGGCAAAAAAUUUAAUUUCCAUUACAACCAUGCCAUUUAACUAUCUUUGAAUUUUAAAAGCAUUCAAAUGGUGGAGUAAUAGGAAUAAAAUAAAAUAGGAAAAUUGGAGAGAAAAUAGGGAUGCUGCAAGUCUUUUAUAGGAAAAUGCCACUAACAUAUUGCUAUGAAAUAUAGAAAAUCAGAAAGCGUACUGCGUUAUCAAACUACUGUGGGUUCCCUCUAUAUUUAUUUAUUUAUAGAAUAUUUUACCAGGAAAGAUAAAUUGAGAUUUCUCUUGUUUUCAAGUAUGUCCUAUAUAACUAUACACACCAACCACACACUGCACGUUUAAAACACCAUACUUAGAAAAUGUUAACUUUUACUAUAGGAAACUAUAAAAUAUAAAAGUUAAACAUUUUGGAACUGUCUUAUUUGGUAAAAGAGACCAGCCAAUAUAACUAAAAUAUAUUUAAAAAAAUAUAUAUAUAUUUAUUAGUUCAUCAUAAAACUAAUGAAGUCGAUGAAACAGCACUCAACUAAAAGUAUACAAAAAUAUAAAAUGUAAAAGGACUUCCACAUUCCUGCCAAAAUGCCCAUUGUCCUCUGAAUGAGUUAAUUGUAAAGUCGUCUGUACAUAUCUGGACGACAUGCUUACACUGGUGAAAAUGAUGCUGCUCAUAAAGAAAAUAUUAUAGCCUUUGGUGUGUAUAGGAUUAACUAUGCUCCAGGAAAGUGGGGUUAUGGAACUAUUUUAUGAAAUGAUUUCUCUUAACUAAAACAUAUUAUUGAUUAACCUCUUAAAGAACAAAUGUUACACUGUCAUGUCAUGAUUCCACUUGGAUCCCACAAUUCUUUAUUUUAGCAUGAAAUCCCACCCAAUAUUUAGCUUUGGCAUUUCCAUGACCGCCUGUUGUCAUUGAACAAAGGAGAAAUGCCAUUUUGGUAUGAGAUCCUAAAUGAACAGAUUGUUUUGAUGACUUAGACCAUCAUUGGUCCUUAAGGAGUUGGUAGUUUUCUGGACAUUCUCAUGUUGACAAAAACCAUCACAUGAUGUUUGAGGAUUAGAGUUUCAUAUGGUUUUUAUAUGAAUAACUACUGUGGCAUUAUAUUAAUCUAUUGAAAAUAUAAAACCUUAUAAAAACAAAAACAAAAGCAAACCAAUAUACAAAAGCAAUGCAGAGAUAUUGUAUUAACAAUGCUUCAAAUGUAUGUCGUUUUUAUUUAUUUAUUAUUUAUUACUGGUAUUUAUAAAGCGCCAACAGGAGGAUUGGUGACACAGACUAGCCAUUUGUUGCACAUAUUAAAAUAUUUACUUAUUAAAUUCUAUCAGCUAGGUAACUGCAAGUACAAAUAUUAAAGUAGUAAAAUACAAGUAAAAAUGGUAACAUGGUAAUAGUAAAUCAAUAUGUAGUAAAAAGGUGGAAGUAAUCCAGUAGGGUAUCUUCUGAAUCCCAGUUCAUACCUUAAAACUGCAGUGUUCAAAUGAAGAUUCUAAGUUGCAAAGAUAUAUUGUAUUAAAGAUGCUUCAAAUGUAUGUCAUUUUCAGAUGUCAUUAAAUUUAAAGUAUUUGUAUAAAAUAGCACAUAUUUAUAGUUAAAGUCUGCACCAUUGUUUAUGACUUUCUAUGCAAUAAUUAACAGAAUUUAUCUUAUAUAUAUAGGGCACGAUCGAACUGUCUCCAGAUGGCUGCUGUAAUGUAUGCAAAGGUAAGCAAGUUACGUUUAUACAUAUUGCUUUUAGGACAAUUAGCUUCAGAACAAAUUUAAAGUGAUAAAGAUGCAAGCAAACUCAACGAAAGAAUAAAAAUGUGAUCAUGUGCUUGACAAUCAGUUCUGCUCAAUAUUUUAAUUUCAAAACAUUUUCAAAAUAAAAUACAGAAAGUAAUUAGUUAUUUAUUUUUUUCUAGCACCAAGAACCUGUGGACUUAUGCUCAACAAUACAGUCAUAUCAGUAGAUGGUUGUACUAUACAAGCUGAAAUACCAUAUUGCAGUGGAGUUUGCUCAAUCUCUCAGUGA
Pelobates cultripes (western spadefoot toad) is the source of this 46070-nucleotide messenger RNA. The record is from the annotation of a GenBank genome assembly. Lineage: Eukaryota; Metazoa; Chordata; Amphibia; Anura; Pelobatidae.